Molecule: messenger RNA, 63414 nt
Organism: Pelobates cultripes (western spadefoot toad)
Lineage: Eukaryota; Metazoa; Chordata; Amphibia; Anura; Pelobatidae
Source: the annotation of a GenBank genome assembly
AUGAAUUGCAUUUUCAGAUUGGCCCUCCUCGGCCUCUGUAAGCGGGGAUCUGCUGCCGAAGCCCUCGCUGCCUUUGUGAGUCCGGAGGGUGGGGGGGGCAGCCGUAUCGGAGCAGUUACUGGGGUAAGUGGAGCACUGUCUGUUGGCGGGUCCCUGCAUAGAGUGGGGUGGGAAGCAGGCCUGGUACAGCGAGAGCGAGCAUGGAACUUCCCUGAUACAAAGUAUCAGCGUGCUACUCUGCCCGGGUUCGGAUAGAACGUGCCCGGCUCAGGAAGUAGAUUCCAUGGACACACAACUUUGUGUGGAUCAAGCUGGCCGCUGGACAGCCUCGGGGACGGUGUACUUCAUAUCUAGUGCAACCCCCCCCGCCCCCUCCUCCCUUAUAACCUCCAGGGCUUCACGGGAAAACACCCGAAAUCCAUGCUGGGGCCUGCGAGCCCUUGCUUCCUAUUUACAGAGGCCUAGCUGGCGCCCCCUCCCAUGCUGUGAACGGGUUAACCUGCCCCCUGGUUUCAUUAUGAGUUGGUCUGGAACCAUUAUUUUACUAGGAAGUUGGUUGUGUUGCAUUUCGUCCUAGGAAGCCUCCUGCAGAAAUAGGGACAUGAGAUAUAAACACUGAUCCACUUGCUUAUUUUUCCAUUUAUUUUGUAUGCACACGAUGGCUUGUUUAUAUACUGAGAAAACUAGUUUUUUUUCUUUUAAUUCAGGAGUUGCCAGAUCCCCAGCUAUUAUUUUUGCACUAUACCUCUUAUUAUGCACUUGCAAUAUGAAGACUUAAUUAUUUGUUUUGUUUUUGUGUUAAUGCACACGAGAUCACAUGCAUGGCUUAUUUUUAUAUUCUUUAGUAAUUUAUCUGAAAGAUUCUGCACAAGCUUUGCCUUUAGUUUAAAUGCAGAUAUCUGCAUUUCCUGUGUUGUAUAUUAUGAUGUGAUUUCAGUCAACACCGAUAGCAUUUCACCUGCAGUUAACGUAGUGUAGUUACUUAAACAGUAGUGUUUUUGAAAUAAUAUCCAUGUUCUGUACUAAAAUACUAAUAUUACACAAUUUACAGCUCUAAAGAAACUUUUGCCUCUGUUUCAAGUGGCCAAAUGUUCCUAAAUGCAUUGAUUUUUGCUUGUCUGAUUGCAAUUAAAAAAUGAAUGUUUUACAUCAUUGAAUCCCAGAUACUGAGCGUUCUGUAUGGAUGUCCCACACACCCAUUCAGAAACAGAUUCCAGAUUUUAAAUGUCUCUGCUGGUGUUCUAGCCACACUGCAAAUCAUUAGUUUGUCACUCCAUACGACCAGUGUAAACUGUUUACUGAGGACGUUAUCACAUGGAAAGUAACAUUACCUUUUAAAUAGUUAGAAGUUAGCAUUUAAUUGUGCAUUUUUAUAAACUCAUUUUUUGUUUCACUCAACAUUUAAAUCAGGAAGUGUAUGGAGUUUAGUGAUAUUUUUUUUCUGUGUGCCAGUAACUGAUAGGAAAUUUGCAACAUGUGUGUUUAUGCCAGGCAUAGGAGGUGCCAGUCACCUGGAAGUGCAAUGUAUAUACAAAUUUCUUUAAGCUUACACGCACUGUACACCUUACCCACAAUACAUUUUUAAUAGUGUUUUUUUUUUUUUUUUUUAUGGUGAGAGUUAAAUGAAGGCAUGUCAUGAAAACAAAGAUGACCGUAACUUAUUUCUGUAGCAUUCAGUAGGUUAUUUUGAUUUAUUGGGCUAGGAACACCUUUGUGGUUGGACCUAGGUUGUGUGCACUCAUGGAAGAACAGUAGCCUGGAAUAGAUGUCUCUGUUUAAUAGAUUAUUCUAAAAUAAGAAUUUACCUGCUGCAUGUCUCACCACUUCCAUGGCUUUCAAUCUAAUUUAUUCUGAAGCACAUAAAAAGGGGGCAUUGAUUUUUAAAUAGUGCUGAUUCUGAAAUGUGGGCUAAAUAUAUACACCACCUUUCAGUGACUCACAUUGAAAUAUUAUUUUCAAUUGAUUUAUAUUCCCGGAUGAAGCAGACCGCAAAUCUUGGAUUUAGUGGAAAAGCUUAACAUGACCGAGAUACACCAUUAUUUUAAACUAUAUUUGAUGGCUCAUUUUGUGGAAGGGUAAAUUGUAUCUUCGUAUUUUAUUCUUUGGAAUGUAAGAUUAUUAUUAGUUGCUCUAAAAAUGUGUUAAAUAAAUUUCUCUUAAUUAAAACAAAUUUGACCUUUUUAAACAAAACCGAUAAAAUCACUGAAUUUUAUUACAGAGGAGAGAGGAAGAGUGGUUUCGUGACCAUAUCAAUUAAUUGUAGCACUGAAUGUACUUCUUGUGAAGCCAAGAUUCAAUAAAAGUUGGAUUUAAAAGAUUAUUGGCAUUUGAUAGGAAAUGUGAUGAUGGACCAGUUGCUGCGUGCCAGUUUACUACUUGGGCCACUUAUUUGGAAAAUCAGUUGCUUGUAGCAUUAAGAGAGAAUUUAAAAAAAAAAGUAUAUUUUUCUCUUAGGUUUGUGAAAUAGAUUUUUCCUAGAAAAUUCCAAAUGUAUUGGCACUCCCAUAUCUGUAGUGGUGCUGGCAUCCAGGUAGCCUACAAAAUACCUUAAAUAGAUGUAAUAAUAAUGUAUGAUACCACACUCAAAAACAAGAGAAAAAGAAAAUAAUCCAAAAAAGUGAAUUUUUGUUUUAAAAAUGUGAAAAAAUAUAUAGAUAUACAGUUCCAGUGUGUACACACUAAGAAAGCAACAAAAAUAUUUCAUGCAAAGAUCAGUCCCUUAAAGGGACAUUCCAGGCACCCAGACCACUUCUGCCCAUUGGAGUUGCUGGGUGCCAACUCCCACUACUCUUAACCCUGCAAGUGUAAUUUUUGCAGUUUUUAUAAACUGCAAUAAUUACCUUGCAGGGUAACUUCACCUCUAGUGGCUGUCUACCAGCUUCCAGAAUCGUAACGAACUUUUGGUCAGUUAUCUGACUCUGUACGUCAAUGCUUAACUAUGAGGAGGUCUAAUGUGCUAGCGGCAUUUGCCGCACAUGCGCAUUAGACCCCGCUCGUCGCGGACACCAGAGAAGGCGGAGCUUCGACACAGCGCCCACAGACAAAAAACCUUUUUAAAAAACCUUUAUUUACCCAGGAGGUGGGGGGCGCGAGGCAGAGGGAUCGGUAGUGCCCGGAAUACAGCUCUGUAUUCCUGGAACUACAGUGUCCCUUUAAGUCCUAUGCUAGUAGCUAGGUCUUGAAAGUUACUCCCUAACUGGGGUGAAUUUCUACUUGCCAGGGCUAAACUUUAACUUGUCAGUGCCUAGCGGUUAUUAGAGAUUUUGAGCCCUGCUGUCAGCAUACAUUUCAGGGUCAUGGUGUUUUAAUUUGCUUCAUCCGAGCUGUGCAAUGGAAAGGAUCUCUUCUCUGUUUUGGAUAAUACAUAAAGAAACACUAAAAAUAUCAUUCUACUUGGAUGGUAUGACAUCUUACCUGUGGUCUUCUGCGUACCACUUUCUGUCUCCACUACCAACGAAGAGCUGGAGCUUUCAUUAGCUCUCCUGAGUGUAGCUGUGCACCACAGUGCUUGGCUCAGACCGAGAUUUUCCAUUCCGUCUGAAAUAGUGGAGCCAAGGUGCAGCACACAGUGGAUCCCAGGUAAGAACUCCAUUCUAAAACAGUUUUAAAUCUUACAGUGGAGAGGAGCCAGGACACUCUGUAAUGGUUAUGGUCCUGGAAUUGUUCCUUUUAAAGCAGCUCAAUCCCCCCACAACUUAAAGGACCACUCUAGGCACCCAGACCACUUCAGCUUAAUGAAGUGGUCUGGGUGCCAGGUCCUUCUAGGGUUAACCCAUUUUUUCAUAAUUAUAGCAGUUUCAGAGAAACUGCUAUAAUUAUGAAUGGGUUAAGCCUUCCCCCUAAUCCUCUAGUGGCUGUCUCAUUGACAGCCACUAGAGGCGCUUGCGUGCUUCUCACUGUGAAAAUCACAGUGAGAGCACGCAAGCGUCCAUAGGAAAGCAUUGUAAAUGCUUUCCUAUGAGACCGGCUGAAUGCGCGCGCAGCUCUUGCCGCGCGUGCGCAUUCAGCCGGCAGGGCGUAACGGAGGCGGAGAGGAGGAGGAGAGCUCUCCGCCCAGCGCUGGAAAAAGGUAAGUUUUUACCCCUUUCCCCCUUCCAGAGCCGGGCGGGAGGGAGUCCCUGAGGGUGGGGGCACCCUCAGGGCACUAUAGUGCCAGGAAAACGAGUAUGUUUUCCUGGCACUAUAGUGGUCCUUUAACUUUCUCUAAUUGUUUCCUCUUCAAUUUACAAAUCUGUUCUUCUUUUCUUAUCUAUUUCUUUUUAAAAACACAGACAAACUAUGGACUAUUUUUUCUCAUGUAUUUUUCUUUGGCUUGACAAAUCUUGAGACAGGUAGUAGCUUAAAGGGAUACUUUAAAAAGAAUCAGGUGCUGAAAAGAAUUGUCAAAAUGAUUAAGGGGGCCAGUGUUAAGAACACAUUGGAUGUGACACCAGGAACUAGUAGAGUUGGUGGGGAUAAGCAAAAUAGGAAUCAGAUAAUGGCAAAGCCGCUUUAAUUUACACCUUGUCAAUAGAGUGGAAGCGCCUCUGGUGGCUUUUUAGUAAGAUAGCCACGAGAGGUAGAUUUAAAGGGACACUCCAUACUCUAAAUCACUUUAGCUGAAGUGCAUACUAUUUAUUUUUAUUUUUAUUAUUUUAUUUUUCAUUUUGCAAAUAGUGCACAUUUCAAUGGAAAUUGACAUUUCUAUAAAUGAACCUGUUUUCAGGCCUCUGGCUUUAAAACCUUCAACAGGUCGUGUUCCUUCCUGGUUAACGCGAGUGGAGUUAAAGGAACACUAUAGGGUCAGGAACACAACCAUGUAUUCCUGACCCUAUAGUGCAAAAUACACCAUUUAUGUGGCUUAAUCCCCCCCAUCCCCCACGCCUUAGCCCCCUUAAAAGGAAUUAAAACUCACCUUAUUUCCAGCGCUGCGCGGGUCCGCCAAUGACAUCAGAAUUGCUGAUUUUUAGCCAAUCCAAUGCAUUCCCAUGGGGAAAGCAUUGGAUUGGAUAAAAUCGCAAGGGGGCGGGACCAAAUGCCAUUCUGGCCAAUCAGCACCUCCUCAGAGAGAUGCAUUGAAACAAUGCAUAUCUAUGAGGGAAAUUCAGCGUCCCCAUGCAGAGCCCCAUUGAGACGCUGAAUGGCAGUGCUGCCUACUGAGGAAUGGCCACUUUGAGGUGCCACUAAGGGCAAUGUAAGCACUGCCUUUGCUCUGAAAAGACAGUGUUUGCAUAAAAAAUGCUUGCAUAUAAGGAUUAUACUCACCAGAGCAACUACAAACUAGAUGGACCUAAACUCAAGAGGCAGCAAUUACCCAGAGCCCCUGCCUUGCAAAGACUUCUUGUUGAGCUGCAUUGGGAAGUCUGUGGUUGAACAGACACAGAAAGUCUGGAUGGGGUUAGAAUAAGGGGACUUGCAAAAGCAGCAGGCAAGAGAACUGCAACUUUUGCAGGCUGUUUUAAGAUAUUUUUAAUUUGGAAAUAGUUGGUUACUAAAACAUGAUUUGUGUGUGGGCAAUGGAGUGUUCCUUUAAGCUUGCACUUGCACAAAACACUAUAGCCGCUACAGCACAUAGUGGUUAUGGUGCCAGAACUGCCCUGGCAUCUUCACUGGGUAAGUACUUAUUUACCAACGGAUUAACAACUUACAUGGGGUCCACCUGCACUUCUUAAUAGCCGAAAGCUCUCAGCCUUGGGCUAAGCCUUGGCAUUGGCUUAGAGUUCUCAGUUGAUGCUCUUAGUCAGUGAGAGAGCUCUACAUCGCAGAGAAUAGUCGGUCACUGCUAUACUCUUACAACUGAUACAUUUGCUCUGUCUGCAAGGGAAAAGCAGUGAACUUCUGCCGCCAGCAUGCAAAUCGCUCUGACGACAAACUUAAAAUAUGCACUGAAUUGACAUUAGGCAGCCUGGAAGAGAAGAACUUACCCCCAGCAUACAAUUAAAAAUAAAGCGGAAACAUUGUACAUCCAGACUCCUACCACCAUAACCACUUCAAAAAACCCAAUGUGAUCAUGGUGGUUAGAGUAACUUUUUAAACCUCUCAAAUUACCUGUAGGCAGUCCCUAGGGCAUGUGCACCCCUGUCCCUUAGGAAAUAAAUGAUCCAUCUGCUUUUUGGGUUUCCCUUUUUACUUUGUUUAGAUCAGGGGUAGUCAACCUGGUCCCUACUGCCCACUAGUGGGUGGUUUGGGAUUUCAGGUGGGUGGUGGUGGGUUCUGCAGAAAAAUGCCCAGUGGGCCUCAAUGGCCCAGGACCAAGGCUGCCAGGGGAGAUCCUUUCAUCUCCUCUGCUGGCCAUGCAGAGCCAGCCUUGCUGUAAGCCCUCUCGGGCUGGUGAGUAGAUAAAAGGCUCUCCCUCACCGGCCCUGCAGAGGGAGGGAAGUACCUGGGAGGCUCUGUGAUCCUCCCACUACAGGCUGGUCGGAGCGUUGCCGCAUGUUACCAUGGCAACGCUCCAAUACAGUGCUGUGCUCACAGGAGGACAGGAGAGUUAGCUGGAGGAGCUGCAGGCAAAAGUGAACAUGCCAUUACUGGACCAUCAGGGCUUGCAACAUUAUUUAAGAAGAAGGAGGAGACAUUAAGAUAGAUUUCCACAUCUCACCCACCUUCACACAACAUAGACCAUAUGCACCCUUCACACAAAAACAGACACACACAGAAAAAUUGAGAAAAAAAUAUAAAUUUUAGUACAUAUUUAAAAAACAAAACAAAACAAAAACAACCUAAUUUCUAAAAAUAAAUAAAUAUAAAUAUUGCACUUGCGGUAGAAAAUUAGUAACUGCGGCACUGGUGGGCGAUAAGGACAUUUUACCAUCAACAAAGAUACAAAAGUGGGUGGUAGGUACUAAAAGGUUGACUACCCCUGGUUUAGAUCAAACAAUUGGUUUCUCUCCUCAUUCCUGUUUACGUCUGUGGUGUGUCCACAGAGUGGGCGGCAAAAGGAAUCCACUUGUGAUUGGCAACUCUGAGAUGCACAGUGGUGACUGGAGCAAAAUGAAAACUGAAAGAAUAUUUAGAAUAUUGCAAACACUAUACUGUAAAGUGCACUAUUCAUUUUAAAAUCACUCAGGGUUGAAGUAGAUUAAUGAAUGUCUUUGCCUUGAUGGUGUAACCUCCCAGUAUUUUGUAAGUGUCAUGGUUCUGGCACAUAUAGUUGCAAGACUUUGUGUGUUUGUACACUCAACUUUUAAUGUCAUGAGUUAAUGGUGGUGUGUGAGAUCUACACCCUCUGACAUGUUGUUUCCAGUAUACAGAUGGAUGUGGGAACUCAUUCUGCCUUUGCCUCCAGCUAUUACAUUACACACUUUACUAAAAGAAACAACUGUUCACCCGGUCUCAAAAGUAAUAUUGUAAUUGUAUUUGGGGACAAAUAUUAUAAAAUUGGUCACAAAAGAAAAAUAAAUUGUAAUUUUUUGCAACAUAUGUCAGAAGUGAAAAGCAUUAUUGUUGUUAUCACACAUUUUAAUAGCAAUUUCAGUUAUUGCUGAAUGUAAUAUCCAUUGACUGAUAGCCAGCAUGGAUUUAAUUUAAAGAAACACUAUAGGGUCAGGAACACAAACCUGCAUUUCUGACUCUAUAGUGUUAAAACCACCAUUUAGGUGGCUUGCCUACCCUCCGCUUUCUCCCUUAGAAAUGGUUAAAACUUAUCUUAUUUAAAGCUCUCCAUGGGUCUGCAAAUGCUGGUCCUUCUCCGAUCCACCUCUUUGGCUGACAUCAGAAUUGAUGAUCUCAGGGGAAAGCAUUGGAUCAUCAAGAUGUGCACCAAACACUGCCUCAGCCAAUCAGCACUGCUUCAUAAAGAUUAAUUGAAUCAAUGCACCUCCAUGAGAAAAGUUCAGCGUCUCCAUGCAUAGCGUGCAGCACUGAUCCAGGAAGCACCUUCAGUGGCCAACUGAGGAGUGGCCGCUGGAGGUGUCUUGAGGCUUUUCUCUGAAAAGACAGUGUUUUCAACAAAAAUCCUGAAGGGAAUGAUUAUUCUCACCAGAACAACUACAUUAAGCUGUAGUUGUUCUGGUGACUAUAGUGUCCCUUUAAGUGAUUAUUUAAAUCACCAGUUCAUAAGACUCUUUUUAAAUUAUGAUUUCUAAAUCUAAAGACUCAUUCUUAAUAGCUGUUAUAAUCUUCAAUGUUUGCAACCAGGUGAAUGUUCCAUGUUUAGUACAACAACUUUUCAGAUUAUUUUAAGUUAUAUCAGAAGUGAUUUGGUUAUAUACCAGAAAUUAUUAUAUUAUUUCAAGAUGAAUAUUUCCAGUUUAAUAGAUUAAUCACUCAGAGCAACUUCUGUGUUCGGAAUGGGAAAACUUUACUCACCUUUUUCCAGCACAGAUACUCCUUUGGCGCUGCCCAAUUAUUUGUCUCUCACACCGUUAUUUGGGAGGAAUGGUCUCUGGAGAUGGUCGAAUCCAUUUUCUUUUCAUAUAGGAGCAUUGGGGACAUGAUGCACAUGCUUUCCUACAAGCAUCUGCACCUUGUGACUGAGUUUGAAUUCAGUAUGGCAGCUACUAGAGGCAGACGUAACCAUGCAUUGGAUACACUACAGUUUCUACAAAACUAGUGUUUUACAUAUUUACAUUGCAGGGUUAAAACUAAAGGCCACUCUACCCAGAGUAAUUCAUUCAGAUGAAGUGGUCUGGGGGACUUUAGUGGUUAUAUAAAUUGUAUAUUCAUUGAGUGUAUCUAGAUUUGCAGAAUAACAAUAGAUUAAGGACUUUUUCUGAACUUCCAGUGUGUGUUUUUGGUUUUGUUUACCUUUUUAAUAUUAUUUGUGCUGUGAAAAAGUGCACAUUAUUUCUGUAAGCACAAGUUCAAUUAACUAACCAAAAAUGUAAUAUUGCAUGAAUAUACAGCCUAUUGCUUAAUAACUGAGCCGUGUUCCAUACAGAAUAAAAUACUAUAAUGUAUCUUGAAGGGUUAUUAUAAGCACUAAAGCAAUUGUAGUUUUGCUAUAAAGAUCAUGCCCCUACAGUCCCACAGCUCAAUUCUUAGCCAUUUAGGAGCUCUAGUCACACCUCCCUGCAUGUGACUUGCACAACUUUCCUAAACACUUCCUGAAAAAGAACCUAAAUUUUAGAAAACCAUUUUUAUUUAUACAUGCUGUCAAUUACAGCCAGAGGAGGUGUGUAUUGGCUGCAUAAACAGAAACACAAGUUAUUUAAAGUAGUACUAUCACCACCCCCUCUGAAAAUAAGUAUUUCAUACUGAUUUUGACUGUGUUUGAAAUUUCAACCAAGCCAAAAGAUAUACAGAGACAAUCUUUUGUUCUGAAAAACCCCAACUCGGCUUAUACUCGAGUCAGUCUGUAUUGUGGCAACUUACAUUGCCACAAUACAGACCAGGACCGCCGGGCUCAUUACAAGCCCGGCGGUCCUGUUAGGGGCUGACAGUGAGCUGUUACUUACCUUCCUGCAGCUCCUGUCAGCUCCCUUCUCCUCCGUGCAGCUCCUCUGUCAGCUCCGUGCUGCUCACAGUGUAAAUCUUGCGAGAUCCGUGGGUCUCACGAGACUUACACUGUAAACAAAACAGAGCUGAGAAGGGAGCUGACAGGAGCUGCAGGAAGGUAAGUAACAGCUCACUGUCAGCCCCCCAACUGAACUGCCAAUGCCACUGGACCACCAGGGAUUUAAUAUUAUUUUAUUUUAAUAAUAAUAAAAUAAUAUUAUUAAAAUAUUAUUUUAUUAUUAUAUUAUUAUUUUAAUAUUUGCAUUAUUUUUUUUUUUUUUUUGUCCCCCCUCCCUGCUUGUUGCCUGGUCAGAGAGGGGGGACAAAAAAACAUUAAAAAAAAAAUAAUGCAAAUAUUAAAAUAAUAUUAUUUUAAUAAUAUUAUUUUAUUAUUAUAUUAUUAUUAUUUUAAUAUUUGCAUUAUUUUUUUUUGUCCCCCCUCCCUGACCAGGCAACAAGCAGGGAGGGGGGACAAAAAAACAUUUAAAAAAAAUAAUGCAAAUAUUAAAGUAAUAAUAAUAUUAUUACAAUAAUAUAAUAUUAAAAUAAUAAUCUUAAAAUAAAAAAAUUAAACACACACUGCAUUAUAUACACAACACACAUCUAAUUUUAUUUAGAAAUUUACCAGUAGCUGCUGCAUUUCCCACCCUAGGAGUAUACUCAAGUCAAUAAGUUUUCCCAUUUUUUUGUGGUAAAAUUAGGGGCCUCGGCUUAUAUUCGGCUCGGCUUAUACUCGAGUAUAUACGGUAACGCUCAGUUUUGCAUGCUUCACCCGCUCACAGCCAGUGGACCCCCAGUGGGGGUGUUUGCCAGUUCAGCAAAGUUCCCAGUAAGUGACACUGCCGCUUUAACACCUAAAUGACAGAAGUUUGAGCAGUGGGUCUGCAGGGGCAAGAACUAUGCAACAAUUUUGCUUCACUAAGCUAAAGUUGUUUUGGUGCCUAUGGUAUCCCUUUAACAGAAAACUAUCUUUAGACAGAAUUUUCAACCAAGGGCAUUUUAUUAAAAGAAAUCCAAUUUAAAUAAAAGAAAAAGAAAAAAAUGGUUUAUAUAAUAAUAACAAAAACAUAUAUAUAUAUAUUUUUUUUAUAUUAUUAUGGAUGACAGAUGUAUGAUAAUUGCUUGUCAGAAAAUAAUCUUUAUAUGUGAAAUAGUUUUGUUUCAUAGUUGGACAUUAAGUAUUAAUACAAUUUUUUUUUUCCCCCGUCUGUCUUUCUUUCUCUCCCAACUGCAGUAUUUCAGGAUUGCGUAUUGCAAUAAAAACAUUUUUGGGGGGUUAUAAUGCCCCAUGGUAACAGUUCCCAAGAUACUCCAACCUCCAAAGCAAGCUCAGGAAAUGAUGGAGAACAACAAAGGGCUCAGAAGUCUACCCCACAAUCUCCUGCACCAUCAUUUACAACAACAGUCAGUUCUGCUGGACCACAGUCACCUGGAUACCAAAUUCAGCAACUCAUAAUGAGCCGGAACCCGGUGGCUGGUCAGAAUGUUAACAUAACUUUACAGAAUGUGGGGUCCGUGGUGGCAGGAAAUCAGCAGAUAACUCUGACUUCACUCCCCCUUACCAGUCCUUCCUCACCAGGGUUCCAGUUCAGUUCCCAACCAAGAAGGUUUGAGCAUGGAUCAACAUCCUAUAUCCAGGUUACCUCUCCAAUGUCUCAACAGGUCCAAAAUCAAAGCCCUACACAACCAAGUGCAGUGCCUUUACAAGCAUUACAGGGUGUUCGGGGAGGAACUGCAGGAGCCAGCUUGAGUAUGUGCAGCCAAAGCCCCACACGUGGGUUUGUGGAUGCUAGUUUGCUUGUCAGGCAGCUCAGCCUUACUCCGUCAAGUACAGGACAUUUUGUGUUUCAGGAAGGGUCUGGAAUUACCCAGAUUGCACAGGGAGCUCAAGUACAUCAUCCAUCUGGAACCACUGCUCCAGUCCAAUCACGUACUCUACUGCACUCCAAUUCACAGACUGUUGGCUCUGUACACCAGAGCGGAACAAGCCACUUAACCACCACCAAUCUAUCCCCACAGUUAAGCAGUAUUAUCCAGGGUCAGCUGAUCCAGCAGCAGCAGGUUCUUCAUGGCCAACAGCUUGCAAGGACCAUCAGCUUUGAUAGAAGUUCUGGUGGCAUGAUGGCUGGGGUGGCUGCAGCUUCAGCUUUUGGGAAAACGCUACCUGCUCCAACAAGCCCAUCACGGACGACUGGUCCUCAGGGAAUCUCUGGUCUUCCUUCUGCACCUACAGUUAGCACCAAUAUGAGAAAACAAAGUAAAAAGUUGGAAGAAAUUCCCCCUGCAACCCAAGAAGAUGCUCAAAUGCGGAAGCAGUGUUUGGAGCAUCACCAUAAAACCAUGAAGGUCUUGAAGGAAAACUUUAAAGAGUACCUGAUUGAGCUGUUCUUCCUACAACAUUGUCAAGGGAACAUGAUGGAUUUCUUGGCCUUUAAGAAGAAACCAAGCAUACUGCUGCAGGCAUUUCUCAGGCAAAAUGACUUGGAUCUUGAAAUAGAAGAGGAAGAAGGAGAUAAGAAUUCUUCCCAUGUCACUCAGGUAAGAAUUUUUUUAAAAAUAGAAUUUCUGUCUAAAAUGUUUAUAAUAUACAAAGUAACUGUGUUACACGUUUGAACAGUUUUAAUGUUCAAUGUAUUUAAGUUGUGGAGUGCUCUGCCAACAUAGGCAGUCUCAAUAAACUCAUAAUGAUGAAAAUAAGAAAGGGCCAGCUUUACUAUUGACUAUUAAGUGAUGAACAUGUGUAGGUUUCUGUGCCAAAAUAAGCUGAAUUCUAUAUGUGUAUGAUUAUCCAGCUAACUUGCUCCAUGUGUUUUGUGUAUCUAGCUGGCUUGCUAGAUAGUGAGCUAAUUUUCUAGACUAGAAUCCAUAGCUUGUCUAAUGGGUGUUCCUAUGUUUUAUUUUUGUUUUAAGCCUCAGGUUCCUUCUCAAAGUCCAGCGUCAGAGAUUCCUACUGCCAUGGAAACACAAGCUUCCAGUAUGCAAAAGGAAACUUCAACUCCAAAUGGUAUUACAUGUUUAUAGUUCUUGCUUUACCAUACUUCUCAUCAGGGGAGAAUACAGAAUAACUUGAUUAAAAUGAAAUGCUUUCCUGCUAACAUUGAAAUAUAUUAUGGACGAAUUGUCAAUUUUUGGGGGGGAAUAAUUCCUCUUUUCUCCACCUUAGUAAACACAAAUUGAAUUCGUCAUUAGGGUGAGGUGUGUAGCAGUGGCACACAAACACCUCCUCCUGGUGAUCAGUGUUGCAUUGUCCCAAGCUCUAAUAACUUCCAUUGAUUCCAUGUGUGAACCCGCACAGUAAUAUGCAAAGUGUAGGGAAUUAUAGGGCAUAUGGGAUAUUCCUAGACCAUAAUCCCUUUCCAUAUGUAGAGCUUUAUAUUGAAGAUUGUAUUCAUAUUAAAUGUGAAUUGUAAAUACUAUAACACAUAGUGAAAUAUGCUGAAAAGAUUGUAAAGCUAAACAUAUGUCAUUUCUGAAAUUUGUCUGAUAUAAAUUUGUUGGCAAAUAUAUUUACCCAAGCAUUCACUAUCUCUAAAUGACGGCCUAUGUAUUUUGAAGGCGAUGGAACCUUAUAGACACUGGGACAUGCCGUUUAGAGACUAGAUAUUUUAAUAACCGUCUAGGUUCCAGAUGGACGCUAGAGAGUUUAUCUCUAGAUGUAGACAAUGUCCAUAUUAAUGUUUUCAUUUAAAUAAUUAGUCUCAAUGUAUUAAUUUAGUGAUACAUGUGAACAUGAGUCCACUCAUCCGCAUGAUACACAAAUUCCAUCCACCAUGAUUGACAUGAACUGGUUUCCUGUCUGUUUUAACUAAACCAUGUAUAGCCUCCUAAUGACUGGCAUUUUAUGAAGCAGGUAAAGUCUGCACUUACUGUGUUAUGUAUGUGAGAUGUGGCUGCAGUUUGUGUCUGUUGGAGUGAUUUGUUUCAGGCCUCUUACACGUGAAGCCGCAGUACUUGAGAAUAUUGCAUGACUUAAAGGGUUAUGCCAGGCACCAUGACCACCACUGUGAUUUGAAGUGACAUGGUUACUAUUUAUUUAUUACUGGAAUUUAUAAAGCGCCAACAGCACUGUACAAUUGGGGAAAAUUAACAGUACAAUAUACACUGACAAAUACAAAAGGUAAAGAGGGCCCUGCCUGGGAGCUGAGAUCUAGCAUUGAAACUCAUGUAUAUAAGGUGCCUAUUUAGAUAGCCUUUGAGCUUGCAAUCUAUCCAGAACAAGAGUUCCUGGCUAGUUGAUGUCAAUUCUGUGCAUAAUUCUAUUCACAGAAUGUAAUUUGUUGGCUGAGAGUGAUCAGCUUUGAUGUGAUCUUCAGAAAGUUCUUUGGAGCCCAAACAGCCUCCCAAACUUAUUGCGUAUUAAAAUUUUUUCCCCAAAUAAAUCCAAGUCGGAAGGUUUACUGUUUCAAGGUCCAGUGGUUAAUCACUGCGACUUUGGGCCGCCAGGAGAAGAGAAAGUCUGCUGGCACUCCACUUCUUAGUGUCCUUAGCACGUCUGCACCAAAAGACAUGCCAAUAGCUAAGCCUAUUUUUAAGGGUUGUGUAAAAUAUCCUCUCCACUAUGAGGCAUUGUUUGACAUCUGAAGACUUUCACACAGCUAAUCAGAGCAAAUGUUGCAUGUCGGAUGCACACAAAUUUGGUUGAAUUCUAUAAACUACCAAAAAUCAGGCCUUGCUCAGUAUGCGGUCAACCGCUUUCCGGUCGGUAACGGUGAGAGAAAAUUGCAGACCUAAGCAGUGAAGGGACAGAUAAAAUACCCUUUUCAAGGACUGUAGAAAAAAUGUUUAUUUUUAUUUUGUAAAUAUUUUUGGGACGACCCACUAGCCCAUAUGGACGAAUCUUCUGUUGAUGUACACAUUUUUUCCACUCCAACACAUCAGACAAACACUGCUACAUUGAUUGUUAUGGGAACAGAAAAAUCUGCUGUCGUAUAUCAUUCAUUUCUUUAUCAUGCAUGUGUGCAGGUCUAGCCAUCCAAUUUAUACUGUAAUAUCCCUUUUAAUGCAAUUGUUUAUUCGGAUAUUACAAACCAAUGCUUUAUGCACAUACACUCACCUAUGUUUGAAUGGAAUCCUAAUUUAAUUCCCUGCUCAAUAUUGAAAAAAUAACAAAAUGCUAUGGUUCCUGUUUAGCAAUCCCACUGUAUAAGUUCUUAUUCAUGGUUUUUCAGAUACAUCAUUGGCACAGUCACAUGGCACAAGUGACUCCAAACACCCUAAAGUAACUCUUGGGGUUUCUCAAGUCCCAUCGACUGGUAGAUUUGGUAAAGAUGGUAAGUUUGUUAAAAACAAAACAAAACAAAGCUAAAUGUUAGGUCUUUUCCCUCUAUUUACAGAUAUAAACCCAUAACCGUGACUAUAAAGUGGACAUGUCAUCUUCCAACUAGGGCCUCUUUUUAAUUCUUUUAGAUCACCUUCUCAAGUUAUCACUAUCUAACAGAACAACUUUUCAAAUUAUUUAUUAUUAUUAUUAUCGCCAUUUAUAUAGCGCCAACAUAUUCCGUAGUGCUUUACAAUAUUAUAAGAGUGGGGAUUUAACUAUAAAUAGGUUGAAGAGGAGCCUGCUCAAACGAGCUUACAGUCUAUAGGAGGUACAGAAGUCAUCAUUAAUGUCUAAGGGAAUUUUUGUAGAUAAAUCAUUUGAAAAGUUUUUGUAACAGAUUGGAGUAAUUAGUGAAGCUUAACCAAAAUAAUAAAAUCGAGGCCUACAUGCCUGAUGUAAUUUAAUUUUUAAUCAUCAGCAAUUGUUUAAAGUCAAAGAUUUAUUUGAAGUUGAUUUCAUACCUUUGUUUUUGACUGCACAAUAAUUCACUAAACUAUGAAUUGCACAUAAUGGCACCCAGUGUAUUAAUAUUAACAUAAAUAACCGUUUCAUAGACAAUUGUGGAGUGGCUUGAAAACAUUACAUUUUAUCCAGUACUGUUUUUAAAUAAAUAUAUCUCAGCUCUCCACUUGUUGAUCCAAUGCCCUCCCAAUUUAGUUUGACUGACCUGAGUUCUCUUUGUGUGUUUUUGUUGAUAGGCCCAUUCUCUGUUACAGUUGGGAUACCACCCUCUCAGCAAACGGCUCCUGCUGCCUCCAAGGUUUCAGCUGUGCCAAAUACAACCAACUUGCCAUCUCCAAGCCGAGCCCAGGUUCCCAAAAUGCCUGUCUCCUCUGUCACUAACACAGUGCACACUGUACUACAACAGCAAAUUGUGACAGAUGCUCAGUCUCAGAUGAAGGGAAAAAUGGCUUCUAGCAUUCCUUCUGUACAAUCUACCCAAAACCAAAUCUCCCAACAACCUCAGCCCAUGCUUAUUGACCAAUCUUCCUUGAAACCCCAAUCACUACAGGUAUGUUUUAAUCAUGCAUGCUCUACAUUGCAUUUUUUGUGUUUUUUUUUUUUUUAAUAUAUAUGUUAGAUUUAUAUAUAUUUAUCUAAUUGUAGUGCCUUGCAAUUUUUUAUUUAUUUAUUGGACUAACUGUAUUUUGGAACGACAAAGCAUAUCCCUCCUCUAUUAUCAAGUAUAAAGCAAUAGUAUUUAAAGGGAGGGUUUAUUAAAACUUGUUUUACCAAAAUGUUGUCAAUUCAAUAAAACAGGGAUGAGGAUAUGACAUGAUUAUCUAUUAUUCUCCACACCUUGAGAUUGGUAUUGAGUUACACAACCCCAGUUGACCUUUUUAUUACACAAAGGAGUCUGGGGGUGAAAGAUGAGAUGUAGAUAUACCUGAUGCGUUCAGCUCUUGCCAGAUGAACCCGUCAGAAACUAUUUUACCUUUAUACCUUUGAUUAUGCGCCAGAAUUGUAAAAAAUGGGUUUCUAUGGAAGAACUGGACAAGCUUAUCACCCACAGAUAUGUGAUGCUAUGGGAAUUUAUUUCUUAUUCAAUAAGGUGGCUUUUCUCUUCAAUUGAAGACUGGUAGUAAAUAUCAGGGCAAGUGGUAACGCACUGUGUUUAUUUUAUUUUCUCACAUUUAUGUAAGGUAAAGAUUCUGUUUUUAUGAAAAACUCAAAAGACAGUACAGUGCAGCUUUGCAUGAGCAGAUUAUCAUGAUGAAUAAAUGAAACAGCAAUUUACAUGAAACACUAAUAGGAACUAGGGUGAAAUGUGGUAUUUCGUAUAGAAUUGUCAGACUGAACUUCGAUUGGCAUUUAUUAGGACAGCAGCCUAUGUGACUUUUGUGGAAUUUGGAAUUUGUGUGCCCACACUAGGGGUGCACUGUGUACAUGCUCACAUGUGCUCCGAGCACACAAUUUAGGGUGCUUUUCUUCUUGCAGAAGGCCAAUAUAAUGAACUUAAUAAAUAGGAAGCGCAUCCAUGAGAAAUACAAAGCAAAUCAUGUUGAGCUUUAACUCAAGAAUGUAAAUCUACUGCUCUUUAGCAUUACAAAAAUAUUGCUUGGGUCUCUUGUCAACAAAAUUCAUUGAAACUCAUUGAUAAUUUAAACUGUUUUGAGAUUAUUUUUCUUCACUUAAAUUUAGGUCUUGAAUUUUCUAAAAAAUCAACAGGUGUUCACGUUGGGACACCUCAGGAAAUAGUGAAUCUUUUGUUCUGUAGCUUAAAUAUUGUAAAUGUUCAUAUGCAAAUUGAUACUUCAUAACAUUUGGUCACGCUGGAAAACCAAUCCCGUUACAUAUAAAUCAACCUUUGAUGAAGUGUCUUUGGCUUCCCACGAGCUGACUCUCCUAGGCAGAGAGUUUGGGACUGGUUUUUAAAAACUUUAACUGCUCACUUCUUUUUAUUGCAUUUUCUAAAACUAUAUUGUUAAUUUUAAUUUUAUUGUGUUUUAUAGUUUUAAUUUAAAAACCUUAACCAUAAACCAUGAGACAAAAAUAGUUUUUAAUGAAAUAUUGAUGGGAGGUUUAUAUUUCUUGGCAAUUAAAUGUUUGUUUGCCAAAAUAUUUAAACUUAGGAUUCUUUAUAAUUGAAUGAACUCUUUGAAAGCCAUUGGUUAUCAUCAAGAUGGCUCAUAUAUGCAGAUACAGAUUUUAGUUUAUUUAGAGUUUCUUAGUAACUCAUAGAUAUUACCUUUCAAAACCACUUAUCUGACUUGACACCUAUUUAUAAUACAUUAUGUUGAUAAGCAUUUUAAAAUGCACUGGUUUUCUUUUUUGUUUUUAAAUACUUCUAAAUUACAUAGAAAACAUUUGCUUUGUCACUCAGAGGUUUUCUGGUUUUACACAACACGCAGAUGUCACUGAAGCUUGUUAGACAGCAUAGGGUUCACCUUCAUUAAAAGCAGAAUCACAGAAGCUAUAUUAAAUCUUUGGCAGCAACAAAUUCCACAUAUUUUUUUGCGUUGCCUAAAGGAUAUAUUAAAAAGUACCGUAUCAGACCCAACUAUUGGCUAAAGUAAUAAUGACCGUAGACCCAAUCAAAUAUUUUUUUCUAAUUUUUUUUUUCAAAAAAUACAUGGUAUUUGGCACUUUCUUUUUAUUUUUUUUAUUUUUUUAUGGUAAAUCUUCUACUUACUUUUUUAAUGUACUACGGCCUCAAUUUAAUAUUGUUAGAUAAGCUAUUCAAAUUAUGUAAUAUUUUUAAAUACAUUUCUAAAAUUAUUUUCUGAACAUAUUAAAAUAUCAAAAAUAUAUCCUAUACAUCAAUGUUAAAUUUUUUUUUCAUAGUCAUUUUGACUGUUUAUACCAAAAACACUAAAUUAUUUAGAAAAACGUAUCCAACAAUAUAAAAAUUGAGGUCUUUAUUAGAAUGUUUAAAAAAAAUAUCAAUAUCUGUACCUCUGCCUUGGAGGUUAUACGAUCUGUCCUUAAUUUUAUAGUAUUAUCAACCAGUGUCAUACUUUUAGAUUAUACCUUAAAAGAAUGGUGACUGAGAAGACUGAACUUACUUGUAUUGGUAUUGUGACUUUACAUGUGUAAGGGAAAUCCUUUGACUUCACACUUUAAGAUUUCCACAUGCAGCAUAGGAAGAAAUACAUUUUUACUGCAAUGUACUCAGUGUUGUGAUCUCUCUGCAGGCUUCUGCAUCUAAGCUGGGCUCAGAUGCUGGUAAACGCACAGUUUCUGCAUCUUUGCACCUUGCUCCUUCAUCACCCACCACUCCAACCAGCAUUUCAGAAUCCGUACCCCUUCCCGCAAGUGUCUCGCCGAAAAGGAUUUUGUCGCCUGGUGCCAGCAAAGCACUGUCACCUUCCACUUCCAGGUCCCCUGGUUCUUCAGGAUCCCAAUCCCAGGAUAUUGUGACCUCUAUUACAGGGGAUAUUCAACCUGAAGCCUCUUUGCCCAAACCACAUGAACAGGUAAAACAUCUGGGUGUAUUGCUUGCAUGAGUCUUAUGUUUGUAUAACGCUAGCUAUAAAUGAUAGGGUUCCAAGGGAGUGGGACUCACAAACAUGUUCAUACAUUCGGUUCUUAGUCAAAGUGAAAAUUGUCAGGAAUUUUAAACUGAAUUUCAAACUUGAAUUUACUUUGUAUUCCAAACAGUUUACACUUGAGUGAUUUAACCUUGAACAUGUAUCUUUAGAUUUAGAGUGAUGAGUGAUGCUAGUGAGGGAAGUCAUGUUAUGUUUGUUUGCAUGUGCUAAAGUCUGCAGAUGUGAUUUUCUUUUCAGUUCUAAUGUUUUAAAUCACUCCUAAAUUAAUCAGUUUUUAAUGUUAUGUGAACUUUAUAUUCUAACUUGUUUUAUAGAUGACAAGCUAGAAUAAUCCAUGGGCAAAUGCCUGAUUCUUUAGCUUAAGUUGUCAGUCAUAUGCUGGAUGUAAUUUAUAUCUUGCAUUGUGUUAGUGUUGUGCAAGUGAAAACAUUUACAUGUGUCCACAGCUGAAAUGCAGACAUGUGUAUUGGACUGAGUUAUGUAAGCCCAUUCAUCACUUUGAGCUUGCUUGCCUUUGACAUAUGGGUGUCUGGCUUCCAGAUGCAGUGCCCUUGGAGUGUAUGCGUUUAACCUUGGACAUAUGGAGGAAGGCAUGAAGUUAAUAAUGUUGCAAUAAUUUCUCAAGAUAAUGCUGUUUUUAAAAUAUUUUGUAAGUGAAUAAGUGGUAGUACUCAUUUUUCCCAAGUGAAAAAUGAGUACUACCAAUUUUAAUAAUAAAAAUCUACUGUGUUUUUUGUUGUUUUUUUUUUUGAUGCAACAUUGUUUGCAUGCACUAAAUUCUUUGUUGCGUGCCAUAAUCAUUGAUGUUGAAUGCAGUAACUCAAUUGCCAACCUCUUGUGUUCUAUAAGCUUAUUUAAUGAUAUGUGUCUAUUUUUGUAAUAUAGGAGAGCCAUAUACAUCAACGCAUUUCAGAACUGCGAAAGGAAGGUUUAUGGUCACUCAGGCGGCUUCCGAAGCUGCAGGAGCCAUGCAGACCAAAAUCUCACUGGGAUUAUCUGUUGGAAGAGAUGCAGUGGAUGGCCGCUGAUUUUGCACAAGAGAGAAUGUGGAAACUAGCUUCUGCUAAGAAGGUAUUGGAAUAUGUAUUUUCCUUUUUUUAACCCAGCUGCAUAUAAAUAAAUUAACUAUUUUCCAAAUGGCUGAAUGGAGCAAAUUACUGCUCAUUUGAGAGGUGUCUAAAUGUACUCAAAGACAAUAAGACAAGCGCCUAGGCUGACAUUUCAUAUUAGACCUGCCCUGCAUGUGAGGACUGGAUAAUGAAACGCAUACCCGUCUGUUCUGGAAAUGGCUGAAGCACACUCAGAGCUAUGUAGCUUAAAGUCAUAAAUACAUUUUUUUUAUGGCUGUGCUAUUAUAGGCUAAAUUAAAGCCAUUUGAAUAGACAAACUAUUAACAGUCUGCAGUGCCCUUGGAGUGUGUGCGUUUAACCUUGGACAUAUGGAGGAAGGUAUGAAGUUAAUAAUGUUGCAAUAAUUUCUCAAGAUAAUGCUGUUUUUAAAAUAUUUUGUAAAUGAAUAAGUGGUAGUACUCAUUUUUCCAAGUGAAAAAUGAGUACUACCAAUUUUAAUAAUAAAAAUCUCCUUUUUUUUAAAUGCAACAUUGUUUGCAUGCACUAAAGGAACACUUUACUGUAACUACUACUGCAUACUGUAGUGUGUAUGGUGCCAAGAAUGCCCAGGCACUGUCUGUAAUCUAUCAAACAAUUUAGGGGAAUGGUAUGAUAUUUACCUAACUGUCUCUACUACACACACAUUCACAUAGUUAUUUUAGCCACCCUCCUUUAGGUUACCAUUUAACAGCAGACGGGUGGCUUCCCUGGGAUCCUGUGUUGACCAAACAGAUGAGUGACUGUUGCUGCAGGCAGCUCUCAUUCCAUGUGGACUCUUCUUUGAAACCGAUAGGAGGUCACUUUCUUUUAGCACAGGCCAGCACUGCCUGCUUAAAUCACCGCUUAUGCUGGCUAGUAGGGCAAGCUGGAAAGGAGGGGAAAGGCAAAAUGCUUCUCCUCUUCAAGUAUCACAGGCACCAUUGGUUCCACUUGCACCCCUGUCAAGAUGACUAUGGGGGAGAUCAAAUGAAUGGGAACCUGUGAGCUAUGCUGGUCUAGGGCAAGAUUGACAUUACAGUUCAUUCUUCAGCAGUUUGAAUAUAACCGCUCCCAGGAUGAUUUCAAACACUAUCUCUGUGAAUACUUUGUAUCCAUAUUGUCAAGACAAAGUAUCAUAGAAGAUUAUUUAACAACAGCUGGGGUGGCCUGCAAGCUACUCGCGGGUGUAGGGAUAAGAAAAUCUGGUAUGAAACAUAAGCAGACAGUUUAAAGUAGUGUUAAAUAUCAGCUAUGUUAUUGUAAUUUGGAAAUUAUUUUUUAAAAUUUUAUUUUAAAGCUGGUUCGCACUGCAGCACGAUAUUGGCAAGAGAAGCAGCAGAGCGAUGCUAGAGCCAAGAAGGAAGAUGAAGAAAGACUGAAGCGUAUUGCUUGGUUAGCAGCUCGGGAGAUCCAAUAUUUCUGGUCUAAUAUUGAACAGGUAAAGAAAUAUCUGCAACAAAGUUCAAAUUUCAGCUGCCUGGUCUUUGGAAUCUAUAAUGUGUAUUUACUCAGAACAAAAUUAUAAACGCAACACUUUUGUUUUUGCCCCCAUGUUUCAUGAACUGAACUCAAAGAUCUAAGACUUUUUCUUACACAAAAGGCCUAUUUCUCUCAAAUAUUGUUCACAAAUCUGUCUAAAUCUGUGUUAGUGAGCAGGUCUCCUUUGUCGAGAUAAAUCAUCCACUUCACAGGUGUGGCAUAUCAAGAUGCUGAUUAGACAGCAUGAUUAUUGCACAGGUGUGCCUUAGGCUGGCCACAAUAAAAGGCCACUCUAAAAUGUGCAGUUUUACUGUAUUGUGGGGAUCCGGGGCGGGGGGGGGGGAGGAAGGUCCGAAAACCAGUCAGUAUCUGGUGUGACCACCAUCAGCCUCAGGCAGUGCAACACAUCUCCUUUGCAUAGAGUUGAUCAGGUUGUUGAUUGUUGCCUGUGGAAUGUUGGUCCACUCCUUUUCAAUGGCUGUGCGAAGUUGCUGGAUAUUGACAGGACCUGGAACAUGCUGUCGUAUACACCGAUGCAGAGCAUCCCAAACAUGCUCAAUGGGUGACAUGCCCGGUGAGAAUGCUGGCCAUGCAAGAACUGGGAUGUUUUCAGUUUCCAGGAAUUGUGUACAGAUCUUUGCAACAUGGGGCCGUGCAUUAUCAUGCUGCAACAUGAGGUGAUGGUCGUGGAUGAAUGGCACAAAAAUGGGCCUCAGGAUCUCAUCAUGGUAUCUCUGUGCAUUCAAAAUGCCAUCAAUAAAAUGCACCUGUGUUCGUUGUCCAUAACAUACGCCUGCCCAUACCAUAAUCCCACCGCCACCAUGGGUCACUCGAUCCACAACGUUAACAUCAGCACACCGCUCAUCCACACGACGCCAUACAUGCUAUCUGCCCUGUACAGUGAAAACCGGGAUUCAUCCGUGAAGAGAACACCUCUCCAAAGUGCCAGACGCCAUCAAAUGUGAGCAUUUGCCCACUCAAGUCGAGUUAUGACGAACUGCAGUUAGGUCGAGUCCCCGAUGAAGAUGACGAGCAUGCAGAUGAGCUUCUCUGAGACUUUCUGACAGUUUGUGCAGAAAUUCUUUGGUUAUGCAAACCGAUUGUUGCAGCAGCUGUCCGGGUGGCUGGUCUCAGACGAUCUCGGAAGUUAAGAUGCUGGAUGUGGAGGUCCUGGCCUGGUGUGGUUACACGUGGUCUGCGGUUGUGAGACCGGUUGGAUGUACUGCCAAAUUCUCUGAAACGCCUUUGGAGACGGCUUAUGGUAGAGAAAUGAACAUUCAAUUCACGGGCAACAGCUCUGGUGGACAUUCCUGCAGUCAGUAUGCCAAUUGCACUGCUCCCUCAAAAGGUGCAACAUCUGUGGCAUUGUGAUGUGUGAUAAAACUGCUCAUUUUAGAGUGGCCUUUUUGUUGAGGCCAGCCUAAGGCACACCUGUACAAUAAUCAUACGGUCUAAUCAGCAUCUUGAUAUGCCACACCUGUGAGGUGGAUGGAUUAUCUUGGCAAAGGACAGGUGCUCACUAACACAGAUUUAGACAGAUUUGUGAACAACAUUUGAGAGAAAUAGGCCUUUUGUGUACAUAGAAAAAGAGUUCAGCUCAUGAAAAAUGGGGGCAAAAACAAGUGUUGCGUUUAUAAUUUUGUUCAGUGUAUAAUACUGUGCAUUAGCUUUAAUAAAUGCUGUCCUUGUGAGGACCUGUAGCAAUGAAUUGAGUGCUUCUUGCAAAUGUUGGUGCCAUGUAGGGGAAAUCCUGCAAGGGAUCUACUCAUGGUCUCUGUACGAGCGAACACCUCAUCGCACAUACUGAAAGAACUCUUUGCCAUAAAGCAUUAGGAAUAAAAACAGGAUACUUCAUAGUUACAUAGCUAAAAAGAGACAUGUCCAUCAAGCUUUCUCACAUUUGUUUUUGCUGUUGAUCCAAAAGAAGGCAAAAAAACAAGUCUGAAGCACUUGCAAUUUGCAAAUUAGGAAAAUAUUCCUUCAUGACUCCAGAAUGGCAGUGGGAUUAUUCCUUGGAUCAAGAAACUGUUACCCAUUAAUUAAAAAUAAUUUCUCUGUGUAUUAUAUAUUUGCAAGUAUUUAUCCAAUUGCUAUUUAGACAUCUUUAAAGACUCUCUGAUAAAACCACCUCUUCAGGCAUAGAAUUCCAUUGUGUGUGUGUGUGUGUGUGUGUGUGUGUAUAUGUAUAUGUGUGUGUGUGUGUGUAUAUAUAUAUAUAUAUAUAUUAUCUCUAUCUUGAAGCAUGGUACUUGUCAUGGCCCCUUGGUGACCAGAUCCCUUACAAGAGUGUAUCUCUACCCAUCUGUCACCUCUUGUGAAUGACCUUGUCAGUGGGAGCUCCUGUCCAUGUUUUCACAUGGAACUACAGAUCUAAGCAGAGCAGACGAGCCCCUGAUUUCUAGUUCCAUGGCGGUGGUGUGUUUUGCAUCAACCAUCAACUUUGUUAAAGUUGUAUCUAUUUUUUUUUUUUUUGGUUGGAAGGUGGUGGAAAUUAAACUACAGGUGCAGCAACAGGAAAAGAGGAAGAGAAUAUUCUGUACACACGGAUCAAAGAAAGGUAACAAUAUUAUUUUCAAAAGUUUAAACAUUUAUGUGCAAAUUGCUCUGUUCUUCAUGCCAUGGGUAAUAUAUAUAUAUAUAUCACUAUAAAGAUUUUCAUUCAGCUUUACUGGUCUGAUGUUUAAAAAAAACAAAAAAAAACUUAAAAUAGCUCCAAUUAUCCAGAAAAAAAUAUAUUAUUGCACUAACACAGUAGAGCAAAGAGUUUUUUAUUUUUUUUAUUUAUCCCAGCGUUGUCAUCAGUGCUCUGCCAGCAGUGCCCUAAAGAUAAAUCUCCAGAUUCUAAAGACUGACAAAGGAUCAUUAGUUGGUUCUUCAACAUUUGGAGAUCUAUCAUCACCUCCAGACUUCCCAUGCUACCUCUUGUCUCAAAUCCCCAUUGUAUCCUUUAGAUUGUAAGCUCACGGGCCAUCUAGCUAAGUACUUUGUAUAAAAGAGUUUCAGUGGCUAGAUAUCCGCUUACAGGCAGGGCUCUCUCUGCCUCUUGUAUUUUGUCUGUGUAUAUUGUACGUUCUCCACUAAUUGUACAGCGCUGAGGAAUCUGUUGGCGCUUUAUAAAUACCAGUAGUAGUAGUAGUAAUAAUAAUAAUACCUUUGUGGCACAAAUACUCUACAUCAGUGCAUGUGUCAUUAAUACUGUGCAAUAUUUCACUAUACAGUGUAUGUAUCCAACAAUGAUCUGCAAAAUUAAACCCUUUAUAAUAACGUGGCUAUGCAAAUUCUAUUAUAUCAUGACAGUCCUGCCACCUCAUCUGUAAUUAGGGUGUUUAACCCUUCUUUAAAUGAUGAAUCAUUACAGUGACCUAUCACUGGCUUCUUUUUUCUUUGCUAAUACAGUCGUGAAUGUUUGUUACCUUUUAAUUUUAGGCGGCAACACCGGAAAGGCAGAAAAAUUGGAUAAACUUGGUCAAAGCUUGGUAGGUUGUGAUAUUAAUUUGAUUAUGUGUUUACAUGUAUUAAAUAUCUGUUUUAAGAAUCCCUUUAACAUUUCACAGUGUAUAUAUAAUGCUUGAGUGUGUGUUCUCUCUCCAUUCAUUUUCUGGCAACCACACUAUACUCAUUGUAUACAUUGUUUGUUUACAUUGAAAGCUGUUUUGUGGUUUAUUUUAGGAUCCUACAGGCUCACAGACAAAGAUAAAAGCAGAAGCACAUAAAGUUGAGGUCCAUGGUAUGAUCAUUUUUUUUUUUUAAAUGUUUGUUUGCUUAUAACUUAUUUGUGCAUCAGAGUGUGAAUCACAGUUUACACAUCUUGUUAUUUUGAAAUAGUCCUUCAGAUCAAAACAUAGGCUAGGAUCUCAAAGAAUUAAAAGUCAUUGAGAAUUAUUUUGACUGUUUCUCCUUAUUGUAUCACCUGGUUUUGGUUCGUAACAGAAAGCGCCAUCAAGUGUGUAUGCAAUGGGGCUAGAAAUUUUGAAGCCCUGUAUAUAGGUGUGUAUAUAUAUGUAUGUACAGGGAGUGCAGAAUUAUUAGGCAAAUGAGUAUUUUGACCACAUCAUCCUCUUUAUGCAUGUUGUCCUACUCCAAGCUGUAUAGGCUCGAAAGCCUACUACCAAUUAAGCAUAUUAGGUGAUGUGCAUCUCUGUAAUGAGAAGGGGUGUGGUCUAAUGACAUCAACACCCUAUAUCAGGUGUGCAUAAUUAUUAGGCAACUUCCUUUCCUUUGGCAAAAUGGGUCAAAAGAAGGACUUGACAGGCUCAGAAAAGUCAAAAAUAGUGAGAUAUCUUGCAGAGGGAUGCAGCACUCUUAAAAUUGCAAAGCUUCUGAAGCGUGAUCAUCGAACAAUCAAGCGUUUCAUUCAAAAUAGUCAACAGGGUCGCAAGAAGCGUGUGGAAAAACCAAGGCGCAAAAUAACUGCCCAUGAACUGAGAAAAGUAUGCCACUUGCCACCAGUUUGGCCAUAUUUCAGAGCUGCAAAAGCACAAGGUGUGCAAUACUCAGAGACAUGGCCAAGGUAAGAAAGGCUGAAAGACGACCACCACUGAACAAGACACACAAGCUGAAACGUCAAGACUGGGCCAAGAAAUAUCUCAAGACUGAUUUUUCUAAGGUUUUAUGGACUGAUGAAAUGAGAGUGAGUCUUGAUGGGCCAGAUGGAUGGGCCCGUGGCUGGAUUGGUAAAGGGCAGAGAGCUCCAGUCCGACUCAGACGCCAGCAAGGUGGAGGUGGAGUACUGGUUUGGGCUGGUAUCAUCAAAGAUGAGCUUGUGGGGCCUUUUCGGGUUGAGGAUGGAGUCAAGCUCAACUCCCAGUCCUACUGCCAGUUCCUGGAAGACACCUUCUUCAAGCAGUGGUACAGGAAGAAGUCUGCAUCCUUCAAGAAAAACAUGAUUUUCAUGCAGGACAAUGCUCCAUCACACGCGUCCAAGUACUCCACAGCGUGGCUGGCAAGAAAGGGUAUAAAAGAAGAAAAUCUAAUGACAUGGCCUCCUUGUUCACCUGAUCUGAACCCAUUGAGAACCUGUGGUCCAUCAUCAAAUGUGAGAUUUACAAGGAGGGAAAACAGUACACCUCUCUGAACAGUGUCUGGGAGGCUGUGGUUGCUGCUGCACGCAAUGUUGAUGGUGAACAGAUCAAAACACUGACAGAAUCCAUGGAUGGCAGGCUUUUGAGUGUCCUUGCAAAGAAAGGUGGCUAUAUUGGUCACUGAUUUGUUUUUGUUUUGUUUUUGAAUGUCAGAAAUGUAUAUUUGUGAAUGUUGAGAUGUUAUAUUGGUUUCACUGGUAAUAAUAAAUAAUUGAAAUGGGUAUAUAUUUGUUUUUUGUUAAGUUGCCUAAUAAUUAUGCACAGUAAUAGUCACCUGCACACACAGAUAUCCCCCUAACAUAGCUAUAACUAAAAACAAACUAAAAACUACUUCCAAAAAUAUUCAGCUUUGAUAUUAAUGAGUUUUUUGGGUUCAUUGAGAACAUGGUUGUUGUUCAAUAAUAAAAUUAAUCCUCAAAAAUACAACUUGCCUAAUAAUUCUGCACUCCCUGUAUGUAUAUAUGGUGUGUGUAUGUAUGGUUUACAUAUUAAGCAAAGACGCCCAAUGGUGACUGCUCUACUAAUUGUCCAAUGGGUGCAGGGGAAGGUGAGUUAUACAAUUCUGAACCUACCCCUUGCAACUCUUCAACUCCUGAUGCUUCAUCUGCUGGGAGUCCACGUCAGUGCUGUGCUUGUGCACAUAUGUUAGAGUACAACACUGAGCUCUAAGGGGGAUCCCGCAUUACUGUCGAGACCUGCUUAGAGGGACACUAUAGUCACCAAAACAACUUUAGCUUACUGAAGCAGUUUUAGUGUAUAGAUCAUGUCCCUGCAGUCUCACUGCUCAAUUCUCUGCCAUUUAGGAGUUAGAUCACUUUGUUUAUGAACCCUAGUCACACCUCCCUGCAUGUGACUUGCAAGGUAAAUUACAUCGGAUUGAAAGUGAAACCAGUUUUUUUUUCAUGCUGGCUGUGUCAAUCAGAGCCAGGGGAAGUGUGACAAGGGCUGCAUAAACAGAAACAAAGUGAUUUAACUCCUAAAUGGCAGUGAACCUGAGAAGCAUGAUCUAUACACUAAAACUGCUUCAUUAAGCAAAUGUGACUUAUCCAUCCACACACACAAUUCCACAAGCAGCCCCCAUACACAGCCCACAUUCAUAGGUACACGAUACUACAAACUACUCCUGAACAUAUACAAUAUAAUAGCUCAUAUACGCACAAAUACAAAGAUACAAAGCAAUUACAAUAUAAAUAACACAAGCAGAAUACGGCAGCAUACAGACCUCAAUUUAAAAAUAGGACCGGCACGCUACGGGACAUCACAAUCCUAUAUCGGCACAGUGCUGCUAAAAGGUUGCCUACCCCGUCUUAGUAUAUUAUUCGACUUCAGUGAAAUUCCGACUCUGUGAAUGUGAAUAUUUCAUAAAAAUGUAAUCUUUAUAAAAUAUUCAUGGGGUGGGGCUAGACAGUUGCUUUAACUUCUGCAUUAUAUGUUGAUAUCCUUCCAACCUUGGAUUUCUCCUUCUUACCAAAGACUUCGUUCUCUAAAACAGUGGUAGGCAACCUCUGGCACUGCUACAGUUCAGAUGUAAUGGGCUAAAUUCUACUGAUGCUUUGCCAGUAUUGUGGCUGUACAAACAUUAUGAGCAAUGUAGUCCACAAACCUCCAGAGUGCCGAAACGUUGCCUGCCACUGCUCUUGAACCACUACUGUAAGCUGCAGUGGUUAUGGUGUUUAAUGUCCCUUUAAUGUCAUUCUUGCAUAGAAUACCUAUGUUCAGGGUGGGGGUGUAAAAAUAUAACAAUAAUGAUUUGCUGAAACAUUCAUAGGGAAGACAAUGGUAUGCCCAUAGUGUUGGACAAUAAAGUUUUUAAAAUAAUCAUACAAAUAAACAUUAAAAAUCAAGAAAGAUACUAAAGUAUUUAAUCGAAUUGUGCUUUUUAAAAACUUGAUCAGAGUUAAAGAUCUAAAAAAAAGAUACUUUGCGUUGGACGCAGAUUAUUGAUUUUGCUUUGUCUAUUGUUAGUGUUUUUUAUGGCACUCCUCUUUAUUUGUAUAGGUUCAGGUUCAAGAAGCGAAACAAAUUCAGAUGGAUCUCAAAAACAGCUGGUUCUUAUUGACUCCCUACUUAACACUGAAGGUGGAAGCUCUAUUCAUGGAGGGGGGAGGAAACACAACCGUGAUAUUGCAGAGGUGGCCGCUGCUGCAGAACUUUUACUGCCUAGGGGCAGCUCCCGCAUCACUUGCACAGUGAGUAAUUUUGCACCAAAAGCAGUCAAGAGGAUGUCCAUUACUGUUUAAUAUCAUGUACUCUUAUCUGUUGCCUAGGAAUCUUUUUAAAGUUGAGCCUGUCCGAGUAAUUCCAGAUCUCUCAUUAUUAAUAAUUUUUAAGAAACAUACUUACUGUAUACAUAGUAUUAAUAACGCAGGUUUUUGUUGUUGUAGAAACCGCCUACAAAUACAGUAUUGCUUCACGUGUGCCCACUGCUAUAUAUGAUGACAUGCAUAUAGCAACACUGUAUCGAUUUCAAGUGUCUCUGUGUGAAUGGGACAAUCUUAAGAAAUAUGAGUAAAGUCUUAUUUUUGUAAUACAUUAAUAUCUGCAUUGUGGUAGCAAAAUUGUAAACACAUCUUAUAAAAUAUCUGCUUCUCUAGAAAUCAUUUUUUUGUUAUCUGCCCUUAUCCAAGACAUCCUUAGCAAUUUAUCCUAAAUGCAGAAUGGUAUGGUAUCAUUGUGCUGUCCCCCAGAAGCAAAUACAGUGAUUUUUGUAUUUCUGUUUUUGUACAUCUCUUAGCACCAUUAGGGUUGCCCACUGGCUGGUAUUUUACUUGCACAGCUGGUAUUUGAGGCAGUGCCGGUAUUGCAAAAGAGACAUUAAGGCAUAAAAAAAAAAUUAUAAUCUAGGAGUGCUUCGGGUACACACCACUAUCUCAUGGAUUUAUUUGCCCAAUAAAACUUAUAAUAACUGAUAUAAAUUAAAUUACUAUAACCUUUGAAUUAAGUUAGUCACAGCACAAAUUCUAAUGGAUAAAUAGAAGUUGGACCAUUAUAGGUAGGAGCCCAAAUGAUUGCAUAAAUGAUACAGUAAUCUUGUGAUAAAAUGUAUUCACCAUCCUCAUAAAACUGCAGUGUAUUAAAAAAAAAUAUAUGAAAUCUCCUACGUAUAAAUGUGUGACAAAGGUGGUAAUCAUAUCCAUUCAAGACUCUUAUGUUCAGCUCCAGCACACACAGAUAGAAGAAAAAAUGCUUCCCCAUUGACAGAUGCAUUAAACAGCUAUCACAGCUUUGAUUUUUACCUUAAAGAAACACUAUAGGCACCAAAACAACUUUAGCAUAAUUAAGAAGUUGGGUGUAUAGAUCAUGCCUCUGCAGAAUUUUUCUGUGACUGACUGGACUCUGGGAGUGUCAUGAGAAAAAUGGAGACAGAAUAUUCACUUUUAUUAUACAUGGCAGGAACACAUUUUGCUAUUUACACACAAUGACAUAUGCAUAGUAUACACAAACUUAGAGUAUACACACAAUGACACGCUGACUUACACACACACACACACACACACCCGUUCAGACAGUAUAUACAUACAAUAACUCACUGUUUUAUACAGACUAUGCAAACACUUGGGGAGAAAAUAAAUUACACACAGUAUACACACUGACACACAUUGCUAUAUACACCCCACACUCAAGAAUGGAAAAGUAGCUUUUUUUUUUUGCCUAUGAAAGGUGGCAUCCCAAAGCACCUUGCAUGAAUGACGUUAUUUGGCUUACCAGUUGUAUUUAUUAACCGUAUAAAUUACAAUAUGAUUUAUGCAGUGUGUUAUAAGUCUUUCAUUGGUCCAGUAAAUCUAAUUGUAUGUCCAUGUUCCAGGUAAAAUCAAGUCCUCCACCUUUGCUCCAUGGCAGUCUUCGAGAGUAUCAGCAAAUUGCGGUUGACUGGUUGGCAAAACAAUACAAGAAAAACCUCAAUGGGAUUCUGGCUGAUGAGUCGGGACUUGGAAAGAAUAUCCAAGUGGUCGGUCUCAUUGCACACCUGGCCAGUAAUGAAGGUAAAGAAUAAGGGUUGUCUCAUUUGUUUUCAUGGUUCUAGAUCUCAUUGCAAGUGGUGAUGUGAUAUUUUUUUCCCUAUCUACAGGUGUGUGGGGUCCUCACUUGAUUGUUGUACGUAGUUGCAAGGUGCUAAAGUGGGAAUUGGAGUUCAAGCGCUGGUGCCCAGCUUUGAAACUGCUCUUGUAUUUUGGAAGCCAAAGAGAACUCAGGAGAAAGCGGCAGGUAGGAACAAAAUUCAUGUUUCCAUGAAGAUAUUGUGUCAUUAAAGUGACAAACAAAAUUAGAAACUGGGGGUCAUUCAAAACAUACACAAAUGCAACUGCUGGACCCUGAGAAGGCCAAUUUCCCUCCAGGCACAGUCAGUCAUAGCAACUACCCGGGAGCACUAAAAUAAGCAACUCAAGAUUUAAAAAAGGCAAAAGUUUAAAUAGCUUAAAAUAAUAUAUCCGCAAACCAUUUUACCACAGUAGUAUGAACACUAACAUUAUGGUUCAAAAUAUACCCAAAGAGUUAAACACAUCAGAUUAUCUAUAGGAAGCAAGCAAUGAAACUUGUUAGCCCCUCUCUGUAAUGACAAAACCAUACUGAAUAAGUAUUCAGCAUUACAAACCCACUCUACAUUAUUCAGUUUUAAUCUUAUGUAUUCAAAAUAUUGCAUCAAAAUCCUAAACGAAGGCUGAGUACAAAGAUAGAAAUAUGUGUGUGUGUGUGUGUAUAUAUAUCUUUGUGCUCAGAAUUUAAAUAGGUGUUUUUUUUUUGCCCCUUAUUGGGUACAAUUUCAUACUAAUGUGAUAAAAUCGUUUGAUAUAUUAUUUUAAUAGGUUUAAAUAGUGACCAAUCUUGCUUGUUGAGAAAUAAUUUUGCUACUGUUAAGUUGUAGUGCAAAUAUUUGUCAAAAUCAGCAACAAUUUUGUAUUGAAAUUUCCUUCCAAAUGGAUUGAGUGCACAUGAAACGUGUUUAGAACUAUUUGUAAGUGCUGUAAAAUUUACUGUGGAUUAGGGUUGCUUAAAGGGUUAUUCCAGGCAUCAUGACCACAUGAGCGGUUUGAAGUGGACAUGUUGCCUGCAGGUCUGUACGUGCAGCAUUUCGCUAUGAAACACUGUACUUCCAGAUUUUAACCCCUCUACUGCCUAUGGUGUAAUUCCACCUCAAGCUGCAUGGUUUGGCCAUUUUGAGCCGGCCCUCCUGGCUGGCUAAUGUGAAUUCUUUGCAAUUUUGGCACUUGACGACAGCAGUGGAACCGUGCCACCUAUGUCUUCUUCAUUUAAAGUGAUAUAAAAUAUUUUGAUUUUCUUUAAAGUACGUUCCACCUGCAACUUAACAAAAUUCUGCCACUGCAUUGCAUGGUUGAAAGCUGAAAAAUAAAAAUCUGACAGAUUUAAUAAAUUGUGCCCAAAUUACUUAAAAAUUUGAUGUAAAAGUGUCAAUUACACUUUGAUAAAUCACCCUCACUGUCUUAUGAUCUUGGGCAGAAUGCCAAACUACAUUUUCAUUGUUUUUAAAAUAGUAAGGAAGAUCUGAAAGGGAAAAUAAACAGUGUGUGUAUAUAUGUAUGUACUUUCUUAACAUGCAUUAUUUUGUAGAAAUGGGAUGAGCCAAACAGCUUCAAUGUCUGCAUAACCUCCUACAAACAACUGUUCAAGGGCCACAAGGCCUUUAUGAAGUUGAGGUGGAAGUAUCUUGUCAUGGAUGAAGUACAUCAGAUCAAAAACAUGACUGAGAAACACUGGGAUGCCAUCUUUAAUUUACCAAGGUUUGCAUUUCUCACAUACAUUCUCUGCAGCAGCACACACUGCUUUGUUUAACCUUUGUGCAGUGCUGGGUAGUCAUGCAACCACUGUACAUGCCUGGGAGAAACAAAUACCACAAGUCACUGUCACAGUGACUGCUUGGUGGUUCGCAGAAGAGAAAGAAAGUGAGGUAGGUAUUUCUCAUUCUGAAAGCAUGGUGCUGCCCUGCAUGCUUUUGGUGCCAGGAGUUCCUAGGUUCUUCCAUAAAGUUUUAGAUUGGUUUGACGUCUUACCUGGGAUUCACUGGCACCACUCCCCAUUUCUAAUUUUUUUCCACCAGAGAAUCGGAAACUCCUAAGUAGGAACUUCUGUUGAUUUUCAUGAUAGAUCUCAGCCAGUGAGCUAAGCCCUACACCGACUAAUUUCAGCGGGGGGAAUCAUGGCCCUCCUGGCACCAUAAUUGGCUGCAGAUAUUAGCUGUGCAGCAACUGUUACAGUAAGCUGAUUAUAACAAAGAGGAUCCUUGUAGGUAAUGAGAUUCCGUGACACACAUUUACUAUGCUGAGUUCUACUCACUAAUGGCUAGUGGGCAAGUGGGAAUUUUGAGGACAGAUAUAUAUCUAUGGUAAAAAGUUUCCAAACACCAGUAAGAUGUCCAGGCAAUACAAUACAUAAAGAGUCAAUCAGGUAAUGCUAUGCUUCUUCACAGCCAACGUCGACUGCUUCUCAGGGACACACCCUUGCCACACACAUGGAAGGAGCUAUGGACCAUGGUGCAUUUCCUCAUUCCGGGCUUGUCAAGGUCAUAUUUGGAUUUCCCAGUGAAAGAGAACAGUGACCAGGACCAAGAAUACAAGCACACCAUUUCCAUAAGACUGCACCGGGUAAUUAAACUGUUUUUCACUUUGCACACAUUUGGGGUGCUAAUAUUACUUUAUCCCACACUAUACCUAAAAUAUACACAAUAUACACAUAUAGUUGAGUAUUGUACUCCAGCAUAAUGGCAAUGUGAUGCAAAUUGAAGUAUCUUGUACUAGAUUUUUACCCCUAUAUUAUUGUAUUUCAGUCAACACAACCAUUUAUUUUACGUCGGUCAAAAAGAGAUGUGGAAAGGCAGCUAAACAAGAAAUCUGAGCAUGUGCUGAAGUGUCAGCUGUCAAACCGUCAGAGGGCUCUGUAUGAAGAUGUCAUGAUGCAGCCUGGGUGAGGGAGACUCUGUUGUGGGAGGCCUCUAAAAUAGUACAAAGCCUUGUUUAAUGUUGCAAAUUAGCUUCACAGAAGUCUUUUAAGUUGAAUUAACUUCACAUUGUUUGUGUUAUGAUUCCAGGACUUUAAGGAAAAUGUUAUUUUUGUAUUUUUAACAGGGCUCAAGAUGCACUAAAAGGAGGCCAUUUCCUUAGCGUUCUUCAUGUCCUAAUGCAGUUGCAGAAGAUUUGUAACCAUCCAGAGCUGGUGGAUCCACGUCCUGAACAUUCUUCCUAUGUGUCUGACACUCUGCAAUAUAAAACGGCAUCUCUAGUCCUGAGGGCUCUGGAAUAUGACCCUUGGAAGGUGGGUGACGAAUAUUUAUUGGUAUGCCUGUGCAAAAUGCGUAUAGAAUUGCAAUUUAUUUAUAUAUUCUUUUAUGUUCAGAACGUUGACCUCUCCAUAUUUGACUUUCUUGGGGUUGAGAAUAAAAUGACACGCUAUGAAGCUCAAGUGAUUCCUAGACAGAGAGUUUCCAGGAAGCUGAUUCAGGAAAUCUACAGCUCGCCUAAUCCUGCACCUAGACCCGCAAAGGUCAAAAUAAAACGCAACAGGUACUUACUAAUAGACAAAUGCUUUGAAUCAUAUCUUUAAUCCUGACUCCCAAUAAUUAUCCUGGCCUUUGUUUCACUUCUCCACACCCCUCUCUUUCUUAUGAACCUGCAGGUUGUUUGAGCCCGUACUCUAUGGUCAGAAACCAGAAGGGAAAAUAAUCAAUUUCCAAAGUUCUUCAACAACUACAACUACGGCUACUGCUACCCAACAGGGGCAAGUUCGACGAACACAAAUCACCACACCUGCUGUACCUCAGGGGACCAAAGGUUUAAUUAUUAUUUCUGGUUAUUUAAAACUGUACUAUUGUAGGGCACAUCCAUAUAUUUUUCUUGUGUCUUGCACCACAAAUAUUUAACCUAAUAAGUGUAUUUCAUUUCCACAGUGCCUGCCACAUCACAUGUCCAAGUGGGGGGUUCCAGACCUCAAACCCCAGGGACUACCACAGCUGUUCCAAUGAGACAAGUUAAUCAGCUGCAUUCCCAGACUCCCUCACAUACUGUCCAACAGAGUGUCCUGUCACAAAGAUUGGUGCUUAGCUCUCAAGCCCGGCUUCCAAGUAAGUGUUCCCACUCACAUGCUAAUCUUUAGAUCAAAACUGCAACUAAAUAACUUUAAAGUAUCCUUGCUGCUUGCAAAAUUUGCCUUCUCUUUUAAAUUGAUCUCUGCUAAGAAACUGGUGGCAUCUGAUGCAAAUCCACCUGCUUAUUCCUUUCUUUUCAUGCUUUAUUGAGCAUAGAAUUCAUGACAAAUUAUUUUUAGAAGGCUGGUUUCUUAUUGAGAAAGGGAAUUGGCUCACUCUCUGCAAUUCACAGCCGUGUACAGGAUAACUUUCCAUAAUUUAAAUAUACUCAGCUGGUUUCAACACUGGCAUGAGUAAAUAAUAAGUGGUAAAUGUGGCCCUUUAAUUGGCUUCUUGUCUUAUAUUUCUUUUUCAUCUAUUUUGCAGGUGGCGAGGUGGUAAAAAUCGCUCAGCUAACGGCUCCUGGUGGUGCACAAGGCCGUAUAGCUCAACCUGAAACUCCUGUCACCUUGCAAUUCCAAGGGAACAAAUUCACUCUCUCCCAGAGUCAACUGCGCCAACUCACAGCUGGCCAACCUCUGCAGCUACAAGGUAACAUUACCCAGCAUGAGUGGCAGGAUAUAUCUCUUUUGUAGAAUACAGCUCACCAAUGUAUUGUUGCUGGAAAGGAGAUGCAGGCACAAUGCAUUAUCUGAUUUCAUUCGAUGUGUUGAGAUUAUGGAUGUUGCAUGUGUGCAUGUUUGACCGUGUAUAGUUGUUGCUGUAGUUAAAUUGGUAUAAAUUUGUUUUUUGUUCCAGGUAAUGUACUGCAGAUUGUUUCAGCUCCUGGUCAGUACCUUCGCCCACAAGGUUCCGUUGUGCUUCCUGCCAUGCCACAGGGUACAGCUGCUAAUGCUGUAAGAACACAACAGCAAGUUGUAGCUCCAAAUCCCAGUGCAGUGCAGCCAUCAGGUUUGUUACUCUGUAGUAGUAUUCUUGAAGUAUUUCUGUAGUAUAGUGGCAGCACAUAGAUGGGUAUUAGCAUUGCUAUUGUACAGGUGGGCAUUAAAGCGUGGACCCCCUUUCUGCUUCUCGCGUUAUGUAUUGUUUUUUUGCAUAUAUAUUCCUUCUCUUGUAUCAUUCUAGUUAAUGGUUGUUUUGAAUCUUCUAACUGCUUAUAUGUUUGUGUAUGCAGCUCCCAUGGCAGGAAGGAACACACAGAUUCCUACUGCAGCUUCUGAUCAAGUGACAAAACCUGUUCCCAGUGUGACAGCUCCACUUCAGGUAAGUUCCAUGUAAUGUAAUGACAAAGUCAUACUUCUGAUAACCAAAAUGCAUUACCUGUGGUAACCCAACUCUCAAGAAUAGUUGAAAAUACAAAUCUGUAUCUGUCUGUUUAUUUAUUGUGCAAAUUAGUUCUGGGUCAUCUUAUCUUAUCUUUCUCUUCCUGAUAAAACAUUGGCAGCCAAAAUAAUCAAAUUCUAUAAAAUACUGAAGUUUGAAUUGGCGCGUUCCACAUUGGCUCUCCAAGAAACAAGCCGCAAAUUGUUAAAUAGAGACACCAGGGUUUCUCAAACUGCCUACUAACCAGGACGGGUCUUAUGAAAUUAACACUCAUAUACAUUAACACCAUUGUCAGUCAAUCGAGACUUAUUGAUCUUUAGUGGUGGAGCAGUUGUAGCUGCCACGUGCUGUUGUUGGCUCCCCUGAGCUGUAAGAUAGGGGUUAGAGAGAGCAAUCCUGCUCAUGGGGCGACCCCUUCAUUGAGUUAAUUUUACCCAUUGUAUCUUGAUGGAAAUCAGCCGUGUGUAACCCCUUUAGUCCUGUUCAGUUGGUGAGGGAUAAUAAGCAUAGUGGGUUCGCAACAAGGUUUCCACUGUAUUUAAAAACAAAAAAAACAAACCAACCCUAAAGUUCUCUAGAUGUCAAAUUCUUCUUGUGAAUUGCACAAUUUUAGUAUCCAGUUACUGCUGAAUUUAUAACUUGAAAUGGUUUUAUGUUAUGUCCAUGUAUGUUAUUUCUAUGUAAAACUUGGCCAUUUUAUUUAAAUGAAGGAGUCAACAGAAGAUAAACAACGCAUGGUGAAGGAGCGUCUGGACAGCCUAUUCUCUUGUAAUGAACGGCGCUGUGCACGAGCUCCACUGUAUGGCUCAGAUUUGUUGUCACGUUUUUCACUCAAUUUUGCUAAUUCUCAACCUCCCAUGGGCAAUGGUCACUGGGGCUGGGCUGGCUAUGUAAACUGCCUAAUUUCCUCCCGCUGUUCUGAAGACUCCUUGGAUCCCUUGAGGCAUCUUAUCCUGUCCCCUGAUCAGCAGAAAACAGUCCUGGAGUCUCAUGCUAAGAGGUAAAUAUGAUAUAAAUUGAUCUAUAUAGUUUUUUUGUUACAGUGCAAUUUAGAAUACUUUGAUACCUAUAGAUUGGGAAGCGCAUGCUUUUAUACUGUUUAGUGUCUUGUGUCUAGCACAUUUCUUGAAACUUAAGUGUAUCCCUCUCUCUCUCUUGCGCUUUUAAUUUUUUUAAUGUAUUUAUUUUUCAACAGGAUCUGUUUAAACAAAGAUUUGUAUUUGUAGUUACACACAGUGUAUUAAAUAUACUGGUGUUACUUUGCCAUGAAGCAUAUAUAUCAAAAAGCACACUCCUGUUUGGUAAGUGCAGGUUGAAUCAUUCAUGGGCUUGCACUGUUGUACGUCAGGGUGCAUAGUGGUGGCUGGCUAGCUGAGCAUAAUGCGAGCUGCUGUUGAUUAUGUAAAGGCAUGGUGUUUUGGAUAAACAUUACUUAAAACGUUUAGCAAGCUAUUGUGCACAAACUAGCUGUUUAUUUACAGUUUUAUUGUUGCCUAAGUGGUGUCGCUGGUACGAUUACCUCUGUUAGAAUUGUAAUCUGUGAUUCCUUAUCCUUACCCCAGGGAAUUGUUGCCUGUACGUCCCCUGGCAUUAAUUGAGGAUAAAACAUUUGCUCUCAUUCUUACCUCGGAAACUUGUUUUCAUUUGGAAUGUUGAGCAGACAACAUAUUUAUUGAACCAGGAAUAUAAAUACAUUUUACACAUAUAUUAAAUAUGCAGACUUAUUAGCCAUCUAAACUAAUUGGUGAGACUGGUCUUACCUAUACUUUGUUAUCCAGCUCAUAUACUCCUCUCAGUCUUGUCUCACUUCUAAAGUGAGCUCUGUGUGUGUACAUUGGAGAUCUGCUUGCUCAAAAGCAUUCUAAUGUAUUAAACCUUAUAAUGCCUGUUUUUAUCAUUUAAUAUUCUGUUUACAUCUGUCAUUUUCAGGUCACAGUGUGUAGUCCCAGCAGUUAUUGCAGCUCCUCCAUCCCUUGUAGUGCCACAUCCUCCUCCUUCCUUCACUCAUAAUAUAAAGAUCCUGAGUCACUGCCUGAGGGAGAAGGCUGCCCCAUACCUAAAGGACCUACGAGAGAAAACAUCCCCAUACUGUGUGCAGUUACCUGACCUGCGGCUUAUCCAGUGUGAUUCAGGUAAGAUAGAGACGCUCUUUUAACAAGUGGCUUUUGUGAAAAAUGAAACCAAGAGGGCUUCAGUCACCUGAAAAUGCAUACAUUAUAAGGGUAGUGGUGGGGCCAAUUACUGUGAGAAAUGCACUUAUUAAACAAGGGAAGAAGUUUAUUUGAAAACUUUUUUUUUUUUUAGAAAAUUUUAAAAUGAAAUGGUAUGAAAAUAAAUAACUUUUUUUUUUUUUUUUUUACCCGAUUUGUUUUUGGCUCAGUGCAUUUUGCCUUCUUUCAGAUAAUAACUAAAGUUAGAGCACGCUGAAUUUCCUCUAUCUUAACCCAGUACCCUGAAUCAGGCUAGUUUGGUUUUACCAUCUGCUAUUAAUCCUCAACUUGUUUGAAUUCUUAUGACACACAGGGAAGCUAGAAGCUCUGGUCAUCCUUCUCAGGAAGCUGAGGUCCGAAGGUCGACGCGUUCUCCUUUUCUCCCAGAUGCUGCAUAUGUUGGACAUUUUGGAAGUGUUCCUGGAUUUGCAUUCCCUAACCUUCUUGAGAAUUGAUGAGAAUGCCAACUUUGAUCAAAGCCAGGUAUAUGGCAGUGCUCAGACCAUGCUAGGAAAGCUAGUGUGUUUUAUGAUGUUUACUGACCUUAAGAAUGAACACCACAAUAUAUGAACAAUAUACAUCUUCUAUUUGUUGUACAUUAUAUUUCUAGAGUAAUGCUGUAGUAAUUCCUCAUCCUCACACCAGGUAUUUUUGCCCACACAUCCCCUGACUUUAAUUGAAGAUAACAACAACAUUUCUUUUACUCUAACCCUGAAAAUUUGUUUUCAUUCGGAAACUUGGCCAGAAAUUUUCUUUUCAUCCACUUCUAACAUUUUUUUUCUUCUGUUGUCAACUGGUUUACCCAUGUUUUACCUAUUGAUCUUCUUGUCCUCAGGAAUUGCUGAAGAGCUUUAACAGAGACCCUCGUGUAUUCUGCAUGGUCCUAUCCACUCAUGUGUAUACUCAGUCAGUGCCUCAUAUAGAGGCAGAUACUGUCAUUUUUUAUGAUAGUGACUUGAACCCUGUGGUAGAUGGAAAAACGCAGUCCUGGUGUGAUCUCAUUGGAAGAUCAAAGGAUAUUCAUGUUUACAGGUAAUGUCUUUUAUUAGCCAUGUGUUAAAAACACAAAUUGUGUGAAAUAUUAAUAACUACCAUUUAUAUGAAGUACUGUUGUGUGCAUUGAUUAUCUUUGGAACAGUAUACAUAGAAAGUGCAAUCAAGAAAAAGGAGCACAGCAUUCAUUCAUGGUUUGCAGAAUUAGACUUCAUUACUUUUUAGAACAAUGAAGAACAUAUAGAGUUCUGAAUACGAUUUCUUUAAAGCAGUCACUAGUAGCUAGGGGGAAACACUCUCCUACCAACUGGAGUGCAGUUUAGCUAAGCAUUUCACUGCUUGGUAACUGUAAAAAUGGAUCUUUAAUUUUCUUUUCUUCAGAUUGGUGACGGCAAACUCAAUCGAGGAGAAACUUUUGAGAAAUGGGACUAAAGAUCUCAUCAGGGAAGUGGCUGCUCAGGGCAGUGACUAUACCUUGGCCUUCUUAACUCAGGUACCACCUACUAGCCCCAUAUUUGCCUUUUCUUAUUAAAUGUGGAAUUAUUAUAACUUUUUAUAAAUACCAUCUGAUAGCUUUGCAGUUUGCGUGUCAUUGGUUAACACUCAGGUGAGAGAAGUCAAGUUGUUUUGAGUUCAGUUGAAGACUGAUGUUCCUCUUCUUCUGUGCAGCAAACUAUCAAAGAGCUCUUUGAAGUCCAUUCUCCUUUGGAAGAUUCUGGAUUCCGGGUUAAAGCUGAAGAAUUUGUUCUACUCUCUCAAGAACCAUCCCCAUCGGACACUAUUACGGCCAAGAUUGCAAGACCAUUUGUAGAGGUGCAGAAAUUCUUCUAGAAUAUUUAUCUAGUGUGCUCAUGAGGUUUUUUGGGGGGAAUUGUCAUGUAAAGUCCUAAUUUCUCUUAAUAAAAUAUAUUUUUAGAUAUUUACACAUUAGUACACAAACUGUUAAGCACUUUGGGGAAAUGCAGUUUUAUAUUAUUGCUGGAAAUGUGUUAGAGCUAGUUUCUGCAUACUUAAAAAGGAGAUUUUACUUAUAGCAGUGGAAAGGAAUCUUAACAUUAAGAACACUAAAUAUAGACAACCUUGUUACAAUUGUUAUACACUAUUUAACAUUCAGAUAUAGUUGGGGAACAUACAUUCGAUGGAUUAUGUCUUGAUGGUAAUAAUGUUACUAUCUAUUCUAUUCAUAUUUUGCCUCUGAUGCCUCAUCCUCACUUCAGGGCAUUGUACUUUGACAUUUCUCUGGUGAUAACAGAGGAUGAAGAAAGUUAUUGACCCUAAUUUGACUUUGGGAACUUGCUUUCCUUUGUAACAUUUAUGUUGGUCAUAUAUUUUCUUUUUCCAACCAUUCUAAAAUUUUCUAGACCAAAUACUUUACUUAACUAUAUAGGGUACUACUUAUUUAGAAUACAUGGUGCUUAGAGUUUUUUUUUUUAAAGAAACCAUUCAAGGUCUGUAUAGUCUUCCCUUUAAAGGGACACUCGACUGCCCAAAUUAAAAAAACAAUAAAAAUAAAAUAAACACAAUUUAUUUAGUCAUACCCCCAAUGAAACCAUGCAUGCAUUUUAAUAAUGCUUUUUUUUUUUUAUUGGUGUCUAUCUAAAAACAGCUUGCAAAGCUACAGAUCUCUUGUCUGCAGCCAUUGCAAGCCCCUUCUUCCCCAGUCCAGACUUUCUGUGGCUGUCCAAUCACGGACUUCCCAAUGCAGCUCAAUGAGUCUUUGCAAGGCAGGUGCUCUUGCCAAUUGUCUGCCUCUAUAUUUUAGCUCCACUGAGCAAACCAAACCAGGAAGUAACAUGACAGGUUGUCUGAUUGACAGCCAAGGGAGAGUAACAAGGUUAAUUUGUAAAUGUGACUAUAUAUUGAAAUCUGCGCUUUUUGUAAAAUAAGAGGACACACUCUUCACACAUUUCAUCAAGCUAAGCAUUUCAUUAAGCUAAAGUGCUACAGGUGUUUGGAUCGUUUCUUUAAUGUGAUUCUUUAAAUUUCAGUACUUAAAGCGGCACUGUCAUGCCGAAUUUACCUUUCUUUAAUCAAUUCCUCUUAUCUCCCUCUCUCAGGAUCUGUUCUUCAUUUCUUCCUGUCUGCUGUAGUUUUCUUUAAAACAUAAGACAAAGCAGGGACUACUUGUCUUAUGGAGGUUUCCUACGCCUGACCAUCUCUGACCAGCGGAGGAGCAAAGUGUGCUUCAUUUCCGGUGGUCAGAGCAAUUUUCCCAUAAUUCUAAGCUUUCCUCCCUGUUCCCGCGAUGCUUCCUGUCAGUAUUGCCGAACGUCCUGUCAAAACUGCCGAAUUGCGUCCUAACAGAAUGAGAACAGUUUCUCUAUUCGUGUUAGGACGCAAUUCGAGACUUUGUUCGGAUCGGAAUUUUAUUCUAAUGAAUGAAACUCCGAUCCUAUUUGUGCCGUGGCAGCAUCUUGCAGUCGCUUAGUAAAUAACUCGUAUUUGGUAUUAGGGAGCUAUCUACCAAAAGGCUGAAAGACCUAAAUUGGUCUUUCAGCCACAGAUUACUUAGUAUUAGUAAAUGCUGCCCCUACUCGCUAUAUCGUGAGUAGGGGCAUGUCCAGUGGCUGCUCACUGUUAAAAAAACAAAAAAAAACAACUAGUAACCCCCAUCCCUGCGCGGCGGGUGGGGGCCCUAAAUAACAAUGGGGGGGGGGGGAAUUGUCCUCCCCACCCCUGAGUGGUGGGUGGGGGUCCUAUAUGAGAAUGUGUGGUGGGGGGGACCGAUUGUCCUCCCCCCGCCAGCCCCCACCCCUGCGUGGCAGGUGGGGGCCAUAAAUAACAAUAAGGGGGUGGGACCUACUUUCCUCCUCCCAGCCCCCACACCUGAGCAGCGGAUGGGGGCCCUAUAUGAGAAUGUGUGGUGGGAGGGACAUAUUGUCCUUCUCCCCUGCCCCUCACCCCUGCGGCGGGUGGGGGCCCUAACUAACAAUAAGGGGGGACACCUAUUGUCCUGACCCCCACCCCUAGGGUCGGUGGGGCCAUGAAUGGAGACCUAUUGUCCUCCCCCACCCCUGAGUGGCAGAUGGGUGCCCUAGAUUAAAAUGUCGCCCCUAGUCACCUCCCCCCCCCCACCCCACACACACAAAUAAUAAAAUAGUGAGGUGGGAAUAAAAUAACUAACUACCUGUAAAAAAAUAAAUAAAAACUUACCAUUUGAUGCCCCAAAAAAGGCCAAAUAAAAACCAUAAUACCCAUCGAACUUGUAAAAAAUCUUAUAAAAAAAAAACGAUGAAGUGUUUAACUGGGCAUGUGUGGGAAUCUCACAGCGCUAUCUAGUGUGGUCAGAUGACGUGUCCCACAAGGACUUCAUCUCCCCACACAAAGGUGGGGCGCCCAGAACAUAGAUCCGGGCACAAAAUAAAGAUAAAAUUAGGUGAUAUUGGGGGGCUUAGGGGCAUUUGGAGGUGAUUAGGGGGUCAGUUAGAUGUAGUGGUGUCGGGAGGGGGGUUAAAAAGAAACGUGAUUCGGCCAUGACCGUGCCGCUUUUAAAGCACAAAAUACUAUAGUAUUAAAAAGAAAAUACGGUAUUCUUGACACUGUAGUAUUUUUUACUUUAUUUAGCUUUGGGGCCCCCUGCCUGAAUCAAAAUAAAAAUUGUGGGGGUAAAUUAUAUUACUUUUUUACAGUGCCAGGGUCCAGUCCCUGCAACUGCAUGACCUGAUAAUAGUCCAAACCAGGGCUCCUCAUAAAAAGCUGUGCUACUUCUGGAGGCUUGCUCUGAGAACAGAGGUUCACUCGGUUCACAUAGUAACUGAUAUGUAUUCUUACUCCAUUGCUGCAAACGAACCUUUUCAUAUAUGCAAGCUUUAUAUUAUGUCACUGGCUUUACAGGCACUGGGAAGAAUAGAGUGUGGAGCUGAUGAAGUUGCGGAAGAUAUGCAGGAAGAUGGGCCAAAACCCAAUGCCGGCAUAUGCCCAUCUGAUAACUGUGAACAAAACGAUGACCACCAACUUUCUCAGAUGCAAGAGUUGGCCGACCUCAUGCAGCAGGUAGUAUGCCUCCUGUUCAUAAUAUUUAGUGGUAGAUAUUUAGAAAAUUCACAGACAUGCGUUCGUUUUUGACAAAUUGUAGCUUAGAUCACCUUUCGGAGAUACAAAAGUAUCUUGUUUACAAACUAUAUUUACUAAUUGAGUUUCUCAUUCAUACUUGUGACUGUUUCUUGCUUAUUCAAUUCUUACAGUUUUCCCUUGAGUUUCUAGAUAUUACUUGUGUAUGCUAGCUUUGUAUUUUUUUCAUAACCUAGCAAUGUGUGUUGGUCUUUAUACAGCUUACUCCUAUUGAAAAGUAUGCAUUACAUUAUCUGGAGCUGUCUCAUAUCUGCAGCGGCAGUCUUCACCUUGGAUGUAUUGAGGUAUUUGGGGAUUUCAAGGGAUUUGUUUGUCUUUGGAAUUUAUUAUUUAUUUAUUUAUUUUUAAAGGAAAAAUGUGUCUUACUUAAAAUUUGUGAUUUUAUUUAUGGGGUCUUUGUGACUUAUAGGGAGAAAAAAAAAAGUUUGUUCAGUGCCAGUUUCAUGUUAUUUUUACAAAAGAUACCUGCCAAGUUGAAAGAAAGAUGCCUGUCAAUAAUGCAACUACCAAAUGUACUGAAGUGUGUAACCACAAUACCAUACUUCUUUCUUAAAUGAUUUGGGUCAAUACAGUAACUGGCAAUAUUGAACUCUAUAAAUGUUGCUAUUAUCAAUAAUAUAGUAGUGACAUCAGGAAGAUACAAUUAAAAAAAUGCUGACAUGGGCUGCACACAGCUUGAUCUUGAAAACAAGAACAGUAUUUUAUUUCACUUUUCUAGAUAAAAUGAAGGUUUACAACCAUUUUAAUGGAUAUAUGAGAAAUAUAUGUUUGAAUUUCCAUGAUGGUUCCAUUCUCUGUUUGUUCUGCAAAGGGCAAUUUAGUGUUUUCUGGUGUUAAAUUAAGAUAUUUUUAAAAUCUUUAAUCUGGGGAAAUUGAGUGUGAUGGAAUUGUUUUUUCUUUUUGUAGGAGCAAUUGAAAGCCGCAAAGCAGGAGUGGGAUUUACAACACCUAAGAGGACUUAAGGGGAGAGAAGAGAUCAUGCAAUGGGAAUCUGAGGAAAGUGAUGAGUUGCUAACCUACACUCGGGAAGAUGCUUAUAACAUGGUAAGAAUGCUGACAAUAGUAACUGAGGGACAAUGCUGGAAUUAGUGGAAUAAUUCAGCUAAGUAAUAUUUCUCUAAAUUCUGAAAAGUAAUUUGGUGAAAAUCAGGCAAAUGACUGCCAUUUAUAUUCAUCCAAAGCUCAGUACUGAGACUGAAUAUAAUGUUGCAGCUUGUGGUAAAAGUUGAUACAAUAUCUAUAUGUAAGUGCAAUGCAAUGAUUAAAUUCAGUAGCUUCACUUCACAUGUUGUGCCAUGUGAAGUGAAGGUAACAAAGUAAUGACUUAAUGACAAUGUGGAGACUGUGAAUAAAGCGAUCUGAGCUGUAAAGGUGGUGGGGGGAGAGCCGAGUUUUGUUAAAGCAACUAAUGUGUUAAAUGUUUACAAUUCAGGAUUUCAUUUACGAUGAACCAGAGGGGCAGACUGAAAUAAUGCCGGUAAGACCUUUUAUGUUUAAAUCAUCAGUUGAGGCUUGAUUGUUUUUUGUUUUUUUUUUGAAUGCGUUGAGCUUUUUUUUUUUGUUUAUUUGUCUUUGCCAGGUUUGGACACCUCCUACCCCACCACAAGAUGAGAAUGACAUUUAUAUUGACUCUGUAAUGUGUUUGAUGUAUGACACCACUCCCAUUCCUGAGUCUAAGCUACCCCCAGUAUAUGUGAGAAAGGAGCGGAAGAGACACCGGACAGACCCAGCAGGUAAUAUAAACACUUGCACAUCUUAGUUGUAAUUGGAGAAAAUGUGUUCCUAUUUGAGUAGCCAAUCCAUUAUCUAAAGUGAAAAAGAACUUUGUUUUGAAUUCACAGAUUGUUAGAAUUCAGCAGUAACAGAGAAAGUGAAUAAGAGGUUGUCUUUUCAGUAAUCGCGGAGGGUUCAGCAGUGUUCUGUUAGCGUAUAGACUUGUUGAUGCUGAAUAUUGUAAAAGGUGUAAAACAAAAGGCAUUUAUCAAUCUUAAACUGGUUUAAUGUUUACCAUCAUUAGCAUUUUUAAGCUUAGGCACUAAUCCACAAUUCACCUCUGUUUUAUAUUUUAGCUGGAGGUCGGAAAAAGAUAAUGAGGCAUGGGGAGUCUGUGGUACCUCCUCGCUCCCUAUUUGACAGAGCUGCUCCCAACCCACUUAAAGUUCGUAAAGAAGGCAAGGAGCAGAAAAAGAACAUCCUUCUAAAACAGCAAACUCAGUUUGCUAAACCUUUGCCGACUUUGAUUAAGCCAGUUAUGGAGACUGGUCCAGAUAAUCCUGAAUGGCUUAUAAGUGAAGACUGGGCUCUGUUGCAGGUAAAAAUGUUUAUCUGAGUAUUUGGGGGGGGGGGGGAAAGUACCACCACCUCAAAGAAUAACAACCUAAACAAGGGAAAGUUUUGUGCUGGUUUUCAUUUUAUGGCAACAAUGUUUAAAAUAAGUGCCCUUAUUAUUCAGUUUUAUUUUUUUCCUGAUGAGUUGAAAUAUAACUUAAUGAGGGUCUUCCACAGGCGGUGAAGCAACUUCUGGAGCUGCCACUGAACCUUACAGUUGUGUCCCCGGCUCACACCCCUAACUGGGAUCUGGUCAGUGAUGUGGUGAACUCUUGCAGCAGAAUCUACCGAUCGUCCAAGCAGUGCAGGAGCCGUUAUGAAAAUGUAAUCAUUCCAAGAGAGGAAGGAAAGGUAAUGUUGCUCUGAUUUGUGCCGUCUCACAUUACCGAGGUCACAUUUAAUUCAUUAUCCACUUGAUAAUCUCACUAGUGUUUAUUAUGAUUAUGGUUUUCUUCUGUUGCACUUUUUCAGUCAACAAACUUUAUGUCCUGUAGAUUGCAAGCUCAUGGAUUUAUAUCCAUUUGUUGAUAGAAAAUAUUUUUUUAAAUUCUUGAUAUGGUUCUCAUAUCUCUGUGCUAUUAUUUUCUGAUCAGUUAAAGAUACUAUUUUAUUGUUUGUAACAAAUUCCAAAACAAGUAAUGUAACAAAUCAUGUCUAAAGUGAAAUUUAUCUGCCAUAUAAAUACCCAAUAUCUGAUAUAUGUCCUGAAUUAUUUUAAAUAAAGUCCGGAUGCCAAGUGUGUCAGUACAAGCCAGGAAUAUACAUUUUCGCUAUGAGAUUACUCCUCAAAGCACCCAACUAUUAUGUGCUGCAACUAAGACACUUCCAACUCUCACACUAGAAGUACGCUAUGAGCCUAGACUCAGUACUCCAGACCACCAGUUGGCAGCAACUAUACACCUGAAUCAGUUUUUCAGAAUAUCCAAAUAUGAAUAUAUUAUUUAUGUGUGUAUAUAUGUAUAUACACACAAAAAUACCUACGUUGUUUUUGUGUUAGGGUUCUCAAUUUCUAUUCACCACUAACCAUUGGCGAGUAGAAAUUCACUCCUGAUGGACUCUAGAGGCUUGCAGUGGCAAGUAACAUUUAAGGUCUGGCUAGUAGCAUAGGAUUUUAAAUUUUAGGUUCUGUUUAUAUAGUUUUGAUAAAAGCUUGUGGCCAAAGCUUUGGACUUAUGGUAGGCCUCUGACAAGAAGGGCGGCAAGGAAUGCCUUUGGUGCCUAAAGAGUAUCAUGCCAGUCUCAUGAUGCAAUACUGUGCUUUGAACCUAUGAUGGCAGUGGAGAUAGAACAAAAAUAAGCAGAGUACAGACACAAAUGAUGUUCGAUUGUGGAUUACCAUUUUAAAGGAUCACUAUGGUGUUAGAAAUACACAAAACUGCAUUCGGAAAACUGAAGUGUUCCUAUGCAUUCCCCCAAUUCCUCCAGGCCUCCACCGCACAGCACUGAAAGGGUUAAAUAACACUUUCACUCACAUUCCCUUGGCACUGGCUCUGUCUCCGCCUCCUCUAAUGUCAGCGCUAGGGUGAACCUAGUGUGCAUGCGUGGUAGACAGCCACUUGAGGCAGUCUUAACACUACAAUGUAAACAUUGCAAUUUCUCUGACGGGGACACUGCACCCAGACCACUUCAAUGAGAUGAAAUGGUCUGGUUUUCUAUAGUUUCCCUUUAAGGACAACAUAGCAUGCCUUCUAGAACAGAGUCCACUGUAACAAAGAAAUGUUCAUUUUCUAACCUUUACUAUUGUUAUUCUUACAGCUGCUAUCAGAUGUCAGUCCAAAGAAGAAAUCAGAAAACAUUUUUAAGGUGUGUAAAGGCAUUACAGCAUGUAAAAAUAAAAUAUAUAUAUAUAUAUAUAUAUAUAUAUAUAUAUAUAUAUAUAUAUAAAAUACAGGGUUUCCUUGCACUCACGCUUGUAGACUGUUGUAGGCCGGUGCUUGUUCUUCCUUGUUUCAUAUGUUUGAUCCUGAUGAAAGUUCCAGACAGGAACUGAAACGUUGAUCUUUUAAAUGGAAUUUCAAUAAACUGUAAGUUUUAAUUCACAAAAGCCAGAGAGUGCUGAUCACUACUUCACUUUAUAUAUAUAUAUAUAUAUAUAUAUAUAUAUAUAUAUAUAUAUAUAUACACACACACACAUAUAUUUAGUUCAAUGUUCAUAAUUUAAAAACAAUAUACAUUAUUCACUUUUUAACUACUGUAGCACUACGUAUUCUAUGUAUCACCAGAUUCUCUUAAGUGUUCCAUCUCCAUAUAAUAAUAGUCUCUAUCAUGCACAAUAUGAAAGUCUCAUUUUAACAUUCUAAUCAUUUCUAUGUAUAAAACUGCUACCCAUUGUGUAGUUAAAAGAUAUUUAGCAAUUAAUAUUGCCAUAUCUUAUCUGUCUCUUGCUUGCAUCGUUCUGUGUGCAAGUGUUUUUCUGACAUGAAAUCCAUUGCAUGUUGUCCUGGAAUGCUUUACUAUAGUGCAGAUUUGUAGAUCUACAUUAGAUUUAAUGGAAUUAUGUGCCUAUUAAUCACUCAGGAUGUUCCAGGUCACUAUAUAAUAUGCAAUUUUUUUCCCUCCCAUUUAAAGAAUAAGCCUCUUCGAACCAGUCAGAUUUAUGCUCAGGAUGAAGGAAUGACUCACAGCCAGUUAUUCACUACCCGUUUUGAUCUGAUGAAAAUGGCUGCUGGAAAACGAAGUCCCCCGAUAAAACCGUUGUGAGUGAUCUUUUUAUAUAUAUUCUUUUUUUCACUUUAAUUAUAUUUUUUGUGUGCAGAAUUAUGCAUUUUAACCCUAUCUUCUCUGCCUCCCCAUUCUAGAAUGCUUCAUUCUUGUCAGUUUACAGUAUUUAUGUAUGUAAUAUACAUACUAUGUAAUGUGCAUAGCACAUGUUUCUGGGAGUUGCAAUUGAACUAUUUUGUUUCAUAACGGCUUCUUUAUUCCUUGUACCUUUUAGCCAGGCAUUCCUGCAUUCCAUUUAUAUCAGGAGAUUUCUGUUUUAUAUACAUAACCUGUUGUGAAACUAAUGAAGCAGUUUAACUAGAAAUCCUCUACUUUUAUCCCUGCUUGUGAAUUUUAGGCUUGGCAUGAAUCCAUUCCAGAAGAACCCAAAGCAUGCAUCGGUUCUAGCAGAGAGGUAACAGAAAAUUGUUUUGAUUGUAAUUUAAGGAGGCACCAUCUAAGAUUUCUCAGUAUGAUAUUCAGUUUCCCCCCCUUUUUAAAUCUUAUUUCUUGGUUUCAUUUUCAGCGGAAUUAGUUAUGACAAACCCAUGCCCCCUGUCCAAAUUGCCACUCUGCGUGCUGACCGCAUUGCCAAGGAAAAGAAGGUGAUCUAUUUGUUCUGUCUCCCUUAAAAAUAUGCUUUUAGUCCAGAUCAUCACUUGAAAGCUGCUUUAUUUUAUUUUCCUUAAAGGCUUUGGUUGAUCAGGUUCGAGCUCAACAGCAGUCUGGUCCCUUACCCCAGCAACUGCAACAAAAUGGGCAACAACCAGCACAGCCCACAACCGUGCAGCCAGCACAAGCUCAGACCCCGACUCCAGUAGCUACUCAGCCGCAACUAGUGGUUCAGCCACAAGCAGCAGCCAAAGGACCAAGCCCUGUCACUACUCUGUCCAAUCCAACACUCCUGGUAAGUCUUGUAGCACCUUUGAUGUUAACGUGUGUGGAUAAGUUGGCUCUUGCAUUGGAAGCAUAUCUGUCUUCAAUGUGGUCUAAAGCCUUUUCACUUGCACAUCAUUGCUGAAUCAGUGUUGUCACUGACUGAGUUGGUGAAACAUGUUGAGACUAAAUUAGCAGUUUUCUCAUGUCUCAAAACUAUGACAUAUCUUGGAAAACAUUCAUUUUAAACUUACUUUAUGUCAUACUUGCUCAGCAUUUUGUAUGAUGUAAGUGCUGGUGAUGCAGGCCUACAGUUACAAGGACAGAUAUUUUAAAAUCCUGUUCUAGUUCAUCGAUUGCUUAACCAUUUGCAUAUUUUCCUAGUGUUGAUCUGGAAAUCAAAUUGCUGCUUGUAUCAGUGAAGAUAUAGUCCUCAACAAUUGCAGUGCCACAAUGUAACUGCUGAGGACUCAUUUACAAUAUUCAGAAGUCUGUAUAUCUCUAUGCUGUUUAAUUGAUUAAAUGUUUUCCUCCUAAAAUUGUGUGUUUCAAUAUUAUUUCUUGUUUGAAUAUUUUUUUUUGUUUAAAUAGUUGUCUACAAUGUCUUAUUUUGGUGUGCUUUAAAUUUCUCCACGUCACUGAUGUGAUUACUCUUUGAUUAACAGACAGGCACGAUAAAGGCUGCUGUACCAGGAACCACUAUAGCUACUGGUAAGAUAUGUUAUGGACAUGGCAAAAAAUAGAAUUCGUUUUUUUGUUCAAGGCACUUUUUUAUUAAAUUAUAUGCGUAAUACAUGUGCUUUGCUUAUGCAAUGGAGAGACAGUAAAAUUUGUGGUUAACAACAAGUGGACUUUCUAACUGUUUGGAAUUGGCUGACCUGAUUUAGGGACCAGCUUUCUAUAAUGCUUUUUUCCUACAUCCCACUUCGCUGAGAUACCAGAGACAAUUUUGAGCUGUAUGCAUUAUCAAAACAUUUUUUUAAUUUUAGUCUUCGUGUAGCAAUGCACAGCAAAAGCCUUUUUGCAUCUCCAUGUACAGCUAUAAAUAUUCAAUUGAUAAAAAAAUUGUUAGUUGUCCAGAAAUACAUAAAUUUAAUUUUAAUGCUUUUGUCUUCAUUAAACAAGAAAAGUGUUUAGUUCUUUUCAGUCCAUCAGAGCGUAGUUGAUUUCUGGGUUGUACGACAUGAUAAUAAGCACUGAUACUGAUGUUUUAGAUAAUGAAAACAUUUGAAAUAUAUUCUAUUAGCCUGGAUGGUUUGACCAGAGGAACUAGGCAGGUUUUUAUUUUUUAUUUAUAAUAUCUGGUAUUGUUUUUUUAUCUGCCAAAACAGAAAUUAAAAAUUGGAAACCAAAUGCGAUCUAUUCUUUUAUUGCAAAUUAAAUGUGAAUUUAAAUCCUGUAAUCUGAUCAUUACAUGUGUGACGUGUUCUGCUUAGCUGCACAGAAUAUAAUUUUGUUUUCCUUGCCAGGAACAGUCAGUGGAAAUGUGAUUGUGAACACAGUAUCGGGUGUAUCGCCUGGCACAUUUCAGCCUAUUAACAAGCGUGUUGUGACUCCAGUGGUGAGCGGUACAGUUUCAGUAAGUAGUGCAGAACCUAACCAAUUGCCAGUCCUAUAUUAUGCUUCGAUUUUAUAUUUUUUGUUCAGCUAUUUUUAAUGAUUUCAUAUUUUUGGAUAAACUUUUAAACUUGUAUUAUCAAAAUGUAUGCGUAUUUAUAUAAUUUGUUUAGCAAAAUAAAAAAUAGUUUAAGAAAUACAGGAAUAUAGUGUUCCUUUAAAUCAUUUUAAAAUCUCAAAUUAAGGCCAGAGUUGUAGGAAUUGGUUAAAAUGACUCAUCAACUCAUUAGGGUAUUUUUUGGGUUCUCAUGAUCUUUUAAAUUUCUGGUUUAAGUUAUAAAACGUGUGUAUGUGUGUGUGUGUAUAUAUAUAUAUAUAUAUAUAUAUAUCUCUCUCUCUCUCUCAUGUAUAUAUCUCUCUCUCUCUCUCUCUCUCUCUCUCUAUAUAUAUAUAUAUAUAUAUAUAUAUAUAUAUAUAUAUAUAUAUAUAUAUAUAUAUAUAUAUAUCUUGAUAUAUAUCUAGAUAUAUAUCUAGAUAUAUAUAUAUAAAUAUAUAUAAAAAAAUUUAAAUAGAAAAUACAAACUAAUCUGUCUAAGAACUACAAAUAGUUAAAACACAGUAUCUUCAGUACAUAUAUUUGAAAAUACUGUACCCAUUAAAAAAAGAAACAAGAUCUCCAGAAAGGGUGGUGGGGGGCAGCAGAACAAGAAUCCCACCAGCUGUUUACUUCUCUAAUCAAGGUAAAGUGAGUUGAGUCAGAUAUUGUGUCCAGAUGUUAUUGUAAAGGUGGGAAAAGUCAUGAAACUGGACUGAGAGUUACACCAUGCCAUAACGUUAUUCUUCUUCAAUAUUUAUAAUAUAUUUUGUUCCCCUAGUUAUAGGGGCGGUUGUAUAUUUAUGUUGUUUUUUUUUUUGUUUUUUGCUUAUGAAGCUAUCAUUUCCUUGCCAGGCUGUGACUACUGCUCAAAUGGGGCAGCAGAGGACAGUGGCCACAACACCCACUGUGCCUACAGAGAUGGUCACUAUAGCUACUAGUCAAGGGGUUCGAGCAGUGACUCCUGUAACUGGAGGUACAGUGGUUUCUACCAAUCUCACUACUGUGCAGACCCAAGCCAGAGCCAUAGUAACACAGGUGACUACAGGUAAGAUAGCUUGAAUUUUGACUUUGCGGAAUUUUAAAUAGAAUACACUUUAAUGUAAUUGUUUGGUCAAUAACAUAGCUUCUAAUUUUAUUAACAUUAACUCCCAACCCACUCCCCUAUAUAUUCAUAUUCCCUUUUCUCCCUUCUCUUUCUGUACUCUUUACUCUAGCGACCACUGCUGGGGUUCAGCUGGCCGGUAAAAUAACACCAGGUCAGUUUCAGCUUUUACGACAAGGGCAGGUCACAGUUCCACAGAUCCAGGCUCAAGCACAAUCUCCAGGACAGAUAAAGACUGUUGCAAAGAUAUCUCCAGUGAGUAACAAUGCACGGAUUAUUGAACCACUAGGUUUAUGCAUUUUUUGUUUUCCGUUUAUAAUAGCAACACAUUAUCAAAGUCAGUAAGUAUUGUGUUGUAUCAUUACCAUCACUUUUCUUAUUUAGUUGGUAAGCUUGAAGGCAGAACUGUUAUUAUAUACUUAGUGCUUCUAGCUGUAAACAUAUGAUUAAACAAUACGAACACAAAUACCUUUUAAUAAGAAAAAUAUGCAUUUUGUCAUUAAGCUUUAUUUAAAAAAACGCCUUGCACAAACAAUCUCUUUCUGCAAUAUUUGCAAGCCCUCCCAUUCUUCUAUGGCUGUCCAAUCACAGAUGCCCUAAUACAGUUAAUUGAGAAAUAUUUGCAAGGCAGGAUUUGCAAUUGCCUGCCUAUUGUGGUUAUAUUCACUGAGCUAAACAAACCAGAAGUAACAGUACUAGUUGUCUAAUUGACAGCUAGUGGGUGUACAAAUGUUAAUCUAACAAGUGACAGUUUUAUUGAAAUCUGCACUUUUUCUAAAAUAAGAAACGGAGGACAUAUUUUUCACACACAAAGGAUUUCUGCAUGCUAAAGUGCCAUUGGUAUUUUGUGCAUAUUGUAUAAAAGAUGCUGCCUUUUCUUUUUGCUUCUGCAGACUUAUAAACAUAAGUGCCUAUGUGAAUUAACCCCUUAAGGACACAGCUUCAAAAGCUAGUGUUACCCUUAAGGACACAAGCCUUUUUUUUUAAUUCUUUGCUGUUUGUUUUCAAACGCAAUUUGCAUCUCUGUAAUUUAUUGCACCAACACAUAUUACAUAGAAACAUAGAAUGUGACGGCAGAUAAGAACCGUUCGGCCCAUCUAGUCUGCCCAAUUAAUAUUAUAUACCGUUUUCUGAGAGGGCAAACAGGGCUUUCAUUUGAUGUCACAUAUACAUAGAUAAAUUCUCAAUAAUUAUAAUAAAAUGCCAAAAAAUGGGAAACAAAACAAAAAUUUUUUUAUUUUUUUUUCACAGUUUUGGCAAUAGUAAUGUAUGUAUAACUUACCGGUAUUUUGAAAGUUACAGGUCACAAAAUACAAGGACUAAAAUAAAAUUUAAAUGUGAAAGUUUUAGAAGUUGGUAUGUUUGUCUUGUAGGUUUAGUAGCCAUCACAGAAAACAAAAUUGCCACACAAAAGUAUAUAUUUAUAUAAAGUAGACAUCACAGGCUAUUUACCGAAGGUUAGUUGUACACUUUUUACAUAGUCAUUUCAUCGCCAAUCUCUGCUAAAUAUUGGAGUAAAAUUGUGUUUUUUCUCUAUUUUGGCAUGUACACAUAUAACAAGGUUUUUGUAAUGUGUAUUUCGUAAAGCUGAUGUGUGCUAUUCCUGCAAAGGACCCCAUAUCGUUUUCAGUUACAUCUACUGAGUGCAACAAUACUCCCAUUGUAUGCCUUUGGCACUAUUCUGUAAAGCUACAAUGCCAUAUAAGAGACAAGGCUAUUUCAAUUUCUAUAGUUAGAAUUUUUGUAGAUGGAUUUGACGGGCCUAUGUCUCAUUUUAGGGUAUUAUAGCAGUGUGACUGUUCAAAUAACCCCACAAAGGACUUUCAUUUGAUAAAGCAGACACCCCAGGGUAUCUUAUAUGGUGUAUAUUGUGCCUCAAAUUGUCACAAUUUUUUCACCAAUUUAUGUCAGUGUUUGUGGUGAGGGGGAAAAAAAUGCAUUUUUACAUAUAUGUUGCAUUUUUGCUGAGUAUUUCUUACACUUGAUAUGUACCACUGUUAUAAAACCCCCCAGAUUGUGCUCAGUUACAUCUUCUAAGUAAAACAAUAUGCCCAAUGUAUGACCUAGACACUAUUUUGUGACGUUACAGUGCUGUAAAAGAGACGUGACAAGUUCAGGUUUUUAAGUGUGAAUUUUCAUGGAGGGUUUUGAUGCAUUCGUGUCCCAAUUUGGAGCACUUGAGCAAUCUACAUAUUCCAACUACACCAUAAAGGCAUACCAUUUCUUAAAGAAGACAUCUCUGGGUAUUUCAAAAAGGAUAUUGUGAACCUUAGCGUGGGAUCAUUUUUCUGCCGGCUUGUACCAAGUGUAGUGGUAAUAAGCAUUUUUACUGCCUUUUUGACACACAAAGUGAGUUGCACGGUAUAUUUUGCAAACCUUUAUGUGUGCUACGACUGUAUAAUACUUCAUAUGUUACUCAGCGAUGUCAUCUGAGUACAGCAAUACCCCCGUAUGUACCUUUGCCAGUUAUAUGUGGACAUUGAAGGGGCACAUUUGAAACACAGCCAUUCCAGUUUUUUUUCAAACUUUUAAUUUGUACGCUGUGUCUAUGUUUCAUGUCGGAGUAGUUUAGCUGCUUGGUUAUUCAUACUUCCCCACAAACACAUACUAUUUAUUAAAGAAUACACCCUGCGGUAAUUCAAAAGGCAUAAUUUGAAACUUGGUGUGGGAUCAUUUUUUCUCUAGUUUGUUCCAGGUGUAGUGGUAAUGAGCAUUUUUUUAUGUAUUUUUUGAAACUUUUUGUACUUUUGAAAACUCAUUUUUAAUAUUUUUUUUUUUUUUUACUUAUUACAUUUUUUAAACUUUCUUAAAACUUUACACAUUUAAAAUUUGUAUAAACUUUUUUUUUUUUACCGUUAACACCUAACUAGCAGUAAGCAGCACUAACAGUAAAUUCCCAAAUUUCCCAUAACUUCCCUCCACCCCAGCUAGCAAAAUAUAUAAUUUUUUAAAUAUUUAAAUUAAUUAAUGAAAUAAGUUAACCCUCAGGGGUUAAAAAAAAAAUCAGAUCACAAUAUAAUACUGUGAUCUGUAUUUUGAUCACUGUAGGUAGUGAUCAACUGGCAGGGAAGGGGCUAUUUUUUUUAUUAGGACUGGGUCAAGGGGGGGGUUGGAUUUUUAAACUUUUUUUUUAUUUUUUAUUAUUAAACAUUAUUAAAGGAUCACUAUAGGGUCAGGAACACAAACAUGUAUUCCUGACCAUAUAGUGUUAAUACCACCAUCUAGCCCCCCUGGGCCCCUCAUGCCUCCAUAAAUAUAGUAAAAAUCUUACCGUAUUCAAGCCAGAAGCUGUAACUCUGCAUGCUGUUAGACUCAGAAAAACAAGCAGUCUGCUGACAUGUGGUAGCCUGAUAAAAUCACAGUGCUUCCCCAUAGGAUUGGCUGAGACUGACAAAGAGGCAGAUCAGGGGCAGAGCCAGCAUGAUUCAAACACAGCCCUGGCCAAUCAGCAUCUCCUCAUAGAGAUGAAUUGAAUCAAUGAAUCUCUAUGAGGAAAGUUCAGUGUCUGCAUGCAGAGGGAGGAGAUACUGAAUCACAGGAUGCUGUUCACAGUGUUAGGCCAAUGGGAGUGCGUGUCUGCUCAUACAAGAUACUUUUUUUUCUCCCAUGCUAAACUUCCACCUCUCUGUAGAUGUAUUUUUCUACACAAUGUUGGGAAUUGUAGAAAAAUCGUCAUUCCCAUAAUACUUUCUUAUUUUGUUGUUUCAACAGGAGCAGUUAAUGAAGUUGCAGAAGCAGAAACUUCAGCUUUCCCAACAGGUGGCUCAGGCAGGCACACUGACUGGCACCACAACGCAAAUGCAGGUUCAGCCACAGCAAGCCCAGCAACUUGCCACAGUUACAGCAUCCCGUGCUGGGACUGUCCUUACUGGAACAACUAUGACAAACCUGCAGGUGGCACGUCUGGUAAGCACAUAGCAUAAGCCUGAAGGAAUGUAUUGUUAGAUUAGCUUCAUUUGCACAUUUAAAUCACAAAAUACCUGUCAAUUUCUGUCCAAAGUUGCAGGCCCAGGGACAGAUCCAAGCUCAGCCAGGACAAACUGCGCAAGUUGCAUUGGCAAAACCACCUGUAAUGUCAGCAGUCAGUGUCUCUUCGGGGGGAGUCACCACACUCCCUGUUACUGUAGCAGGAAUCAGUGUUUCAAUCAACCAACCCCAGAAAGUAGCAGGUAUAGUACAAUAACAGAUCAGAAAAGCUUCACACAGUCUACUCACUUCAUAUCUGGAUGAAGAGCACGACUGUUGACUUGUUUCCAUAAAAGUGGAUAUGUAUGUUUUGUUGUUUUUAUUUAUUUUUCUAUCUUUUUUUAGGAAUGAGUUAGCCUUUUAAACAUUUGAUUUGCAUUUCAGCCUGUGUGAACUAACCUUUUCAUAAUUUAGCUGGUUUCUGUUCACAAUUUCUGAAGGGGCAGUUAGGCUAUAUUCUCUUUUUAUAUAUUGUUUAUUGUAUGUAUACCAGACUGUAGAUAUAUCAUUUGAUUAUUUAGGUGGACAGACUGUCAUGGCACAACCGUUGCACAUGCAACCACUGCUCAAACUGAAACAGCAUCAUACCACCCAGCAGCAACAGCAGCAAAAAGCUCUUCAAUCACAGACUACUUUGGGGCAACAGAAGGUAAGAUACACAGUGUGCAUUUGUGCUUCUCUCACAUUAUGUGGUUUUGUUAUUAUAAUUAUGAUAUUCUAAUUGAAUCUAGUAGUACAUUUAAUUCCUUCACUGUUGAAUCCUGGGUUGCAUAUUACGUUCUUGGUUUAGUUAUAGUUAUUGCAACAUCACGUAUUUAAUAAGCGUUGUACCCUUAACCUAUGCAUAUAUUUAUAUCUCCAUCGGUAGUCAUUGUGUAUGGACCCAGCUUUAAUUUUUUCCACUAUGCUAUAAAGAUACAGAAUGCUUCAGUGUAUAUAUCUUUGUUUGACUGGCAGCUAAGUUCAUCUCUUCCUGUCUACUUCUUUUUCCCUGGGCUUUUCAUGCUCAGCCUUACCUUUCCCUCCAGAUAACUACACCUCAAGUUUCCACUGCUUCUCAGCAACAAAAGGUCACCUACACCAGCCAGCCAGCCAUUAAAACUCAGUUCUUAACCACCUCCUUAACUCAGGCUCAGAAGGCUGCAGGGACUCAGCAAGUGCAAGCUCAGAUACAAGUACGUGUGUGAAAGCAAAAUUGUGGAUAAUGGUUGACCACAUUGUGUAAUUACACUGUAAUAUAAUGUUAUUUAUAUACUUGCAGUUUAAAAGAAGAAAUGAAAAUGCUAUAAAAUCUACUUCCAUUUUGUUUUCUAGCGUUGGUACUCUGCAUACAGCAUGUUUGCACAAUUAACUCUCUGUUUAGAAUACAACUUAUAAUGCAUUUCAGGCAAAAUGCUAAAUGCUGCAUGUCCAGAGUGUAACCCUUCUGUAGCUCCAUAUCAUUCGGUGUGUCAUUGGCCAUCCCGGAGCUAGAGUUCAGGGCUGGCUAAUGUCAAUUCUUUAUAAAUUUCAUAGCACAGAAUAUCAGUAUUGAUUUAGAGUGGUCAGCGGAUGCUCUCAUGUCCAUGGAUGGCGAUGCCUGUGGGGACCCAGUUAAGGGGGCAAACUGUUGUUACUGGGCAACCAUGGCAGGGUACUCCUGGCGUCAUAGCGAGCUGUAGUGGUUACGAUGCAUUAGAGUAACCAUUUAAGCAUGCACCAUGGGACGGUAAACAGUAGUAAGAUUUGUUAAUAUCGUGGUUUAAGGUCUUUUCUACAUGUGUGUUAAAGGGACACCUUAGUCACUGUAUCUGCUUCAUCUCAUUAAACUGGUUAUAUUGUCUGGAGUCUUAUGGUCCCAUAAUUUCUAUCAGCAUUAAACAGUUUUUAAAGUUUUAAUGUUUUAAUGCUAAACAAGAGUGCCCGGCAAUCCAUCCCCUCUGUGUUGCUUUGGCUAAUAAGGAAGUAUUAGCCUGAGCAGAAAUGGGCAGCUGAGGGUGUCAGCUGACUGCUUUUAGCCUGUCAGAGUUCCAACUGACGGUAUGAGUGGGUAUGACAACAAGGAAGUGUGUAAUCUCUGCCUUAGCUACACAUACUGAAGGGGCCGUACUGUGGGUGGCCUGGGACUCUUAUUUUGUGGCAUACUGCACGAACAUAGUGCAACACUGAAUGGAGGGACAGUACCAGGGUACUCCAGGCACUAUAACCAAUUCAAAGAGAUGAAAUGCUUAUAGUGACUACAGUGUCCCUUUAAUGAAAUGCCCCAAACAACUAAAGCACUUUAGCUUGCUGAAGUGCUUUGUGUGUGAAGAGGAUUUCCUCUGCUUUUAAAAAGUGCAGCUUUCAAUAGAAAUGGACCCUUUAAUAAAUUAACAUUGUUAUACCUCACUGGCAGUCAUUAAUACAACUGGUCCUGUUCCUUACAGGUUGUUUAACUUAGUGGCCCCAAAGCUAAAUAAAUUGGAAAACACUCUAGCAUUAGGAAUACAGGUUUGUAUUUGGAACGCUAUAGUGUUUUUAAGUACUGAAGAAUCAAAUUAAAGGAACACUCCAAACAUUUGAAGCUUUUUAGCUUGAUGAAGUGCUUUAGGUGUGAAGAGUGUGUCCUCUUCAAUAGAAAUUGUAAAAUUUUCCAAAUUAACCCUGGUUGUCAAUCAGACAACAGGUCAUGGUUACUUAGCUCAGUGGAUUUAAACACAAGAGGUGGAUAAGUGCCCAGAGCACCUGCAUUGCCAAUGCUUCUCACUGAGCUCAUUGGGGAAGUCUGUAAUUGGACAGCCACAGUUAUUCUAGACUGGGUUUGAAGGGGAGGACUUGCAAGCUGUUUUUAGAUACACCCAUAUUUAAAAUAACACAUUUCCAGAUGCGUUUUCAGAUCCCAACAUGGCUUUUUAUUUUCAUCUAAUCACUGUCAUAAUUAUUUACUAACCUCUAAAUAUUCCAAGGCCUUCAGGGUAGAUUUGUAGUAAUCAAUCCAAUAUGUAAGAUAAGUUAUGAAAGUACUUAACUGGAUAUACGAUCAUUCAUAAUUUACAAAUCUUCCUCUUCUUUUCCUGGAUGCAUUCCCAUUCAGAGCUGUUUUGAAUCACCCGAUUAGCCCUAAAAGUGCCUACAGUAGCUCAAAUUUCAGAAAUUCAUUCCUGAAUGAUUUGUGAGCUGUUUAACCCAAAUCAAUAUUUGUCAGCACAGUCAAUAAAUUGGUUUAAAUAAAUACACUAAGACAAAUUACAGUAAAAUAAUCAAUAGUGGACACACACCUGCUUUAUUAUUAACCCUCACAUCACUGCCUAUAGCAGAGCAAGGUACUUCAGAUAUUGUUGACUACAUAUACCCUGAUGCUUUUCCACAUUUAUGCUACAUUAUAGGAGAUGUAGUUCAAAACAUCUGGAGUGCCAAAGGUUGCCUAUCCUUGGCCUGUAUUCAGUUGAAAAUGAUGAGUUGUACUUGAAUAUCAUUCCAGGUCUCAGCACUGUGAACUAGUAUCUGCCAUCUAGAAUCUACACUAGACUUGCACAUUUCAUUAAUUACUGCAUGGUUAUAAACAAAAGUGUGAGGGGAACAGGAGAGAGAGGAUAUUGGUAGAGUAUCCUAUGGAGUGGAAUACCCCACUAGAUGCAGGAAACAGUAAGGGUACAGUAGAGAACUUAACGUGUAACCUUAAUGUGUGAAUAUUAAAACUUAACUUUUAAUGAUACAUUUCUAAUAUGUAAAAACUGUUAAGCGUCAACACUCAAAACACUAGUGUGUAAAACAAAAAAUAAAUAAAUCAAAUAGAAUAAAAUCAAUACUUGCAUAAAGUACCCCACAUACGUGAGGGGACUAUUGUCUAAACUGUGCGUGGUAGCUGUAGCUUUAAGACAAUAAGUCCAGUGUGUCCAGUAGUAUCUGGGAGUCCCAGCCAGGUAUUUACCAACACUUGUCUGGGAUAUUAUUGUCUAAACUGUGCACAGGUUAGACAAUAAACCCCCACUAUUCAUUUUGUUUCAACUUGCUGCUAAUCCCAGACAAUUGUGUCCCAAGUGUUGGAAACACCUUUCUGCAGCCCCCAGAUACAAGUGGACUCUCUUUACCCGGCCUUUUGUCUUUAACUAUAGCAUCCAUGCACAAUUUAGACCAUAAUCCCCACUACAAAUGUUUGUAUCAAAUUGUGACAUAUCCCAGACAAGUGUUGGUAAAUACCUGGCUGGGACUCCCAGAUACUACUGGACUUAUUGUCUUAAAACUACAGCUACCACGAACAGUUUAGACAAUAGUCCCCUCACAUAUUACUUUAUGCAAGUGUUGAUUUUAUUCAUUUAUUUUUUGUUUUACACACUAGUGUUUUUGGGUGUUGACUCUCAACAGUUUUUACAUAUUAGAAAUGUAUCAUUAAAAGUUAAGUUUUAAUAUUCACACAUUAAGGUUGCACGUUAAGUUCUCUACUGUACCCUUACUGUUUCCUGCAACUAGUGGGGUAUUCCACUCCAUAGGAUACUCUACCAAUAUCCUUUCUCUCCUGUUCCCCUCACACUUUUGUGCAUUAUUAAUGAAUUCAUUUCACUAGGGGUUAACCCCCACUCAGGAGAUAAGCUACUGCAUACCUUCUAUCUUUAUGUUUACUGCAUGGUUAGAACUUACAAAGCUACUAAACUUAAAAAAAAAAAAAAAAAAAAAAAACAACCUUCUGGUUCUUUGACAGAAGUAAAUGUGAUUGAAAUAAGAUAGACACCCAGAAAUGCAUGAACGAUACAAACCACUGUAUUGUCUGCUAGAACUUUUAUUCUUUACACUACUGAAUUGAUAUCUCUAAAUGCUGCCAUCAACAGACUUCCUUACUAGGAGCCCUUAAACGGACACUCCACUGCCCAAAUACAAUAUAAACAAAAAUCCAUAUUUAGUAGAUAUAUUCCAAAAGAAAACUUGCAUGCAUUUUAUUAUGUAUUUUUUUCAUUGGGGGUAUAUCUAAGAACAGCUUGCAACAGCUGCAGUUCUAUUUUCUGAAGACUUUGCAAGCUCUCCUCUUUUAACCUUAUCCAGGCUUUCUGUGACUGUCCAAUACAGCUCAAUGAGAAGUCUUUGUAAGUCAGGUGCUUUGGGCAAUUGCUGCCUCUUGAGGUCAGCUGCAUUGAGCUAACGAAACCAGGAAGUAAAAUUACCUGUUGUCUGCUUCAAAGCCAUGGGAGUGUAACAAAGUUAAUUUAUAAAAGUGUCAAUUUCUAUUGAAAUCUGCACUUUUUUUGCAAAAUGAAAAUAUAGGACACACUCUUCACACAUAAAGCUUUUCAUAAAGCUAAAGUUGUUUAGAGGAAGUGACAUUUAAAUAAUGUCCACUGUACCAAUUUCAUACACAAAUGAACCUUUUAAACUAUAUUAACAGAGGAUGUGACUGCUAUGUCCAAAUAUUCCUCUUACUACUGAUGCUACAUGUGCACAGCCUUACGUUAAAUUCUGUCCACAUCACAUUGCCAUAUGAUUGUUUUUUUUGUUGUGUUAUUGCAGGUUGCAAAACUUCCUCAGGUGGUUCAACAACAAGCAGCGAUUGCUACUCUUCAGCAGGUUGUGUCUGCAUCACAACAGGUAGGAAGAAAGAGCCUUUAAUGUACCAUUGGAUGGAAUUAUUUUGUAUCAUCAGCCUGUUAAUGUUGUGCAUCUGCUACAAUUCUUUUCAAGCAAAAACUGCAUUGUGUGAAUGUAACAGUUCCUUUUUAGGAGUCUUACUUAGAUACAUUGGAAACACCUGACAUUCAUAGUGUCCCACUUUGUUUAGAAAAAAAACAAACCUUUUCUUCUUUGCCCAAUAUUUAUUUUGUGUUUGCUUUCUUCUGAAGGUCCAGCCACAGACUGUGACUCUGACCCAGGCUACGGCCACAGGUCAGCAACAGGUUCAGGUCAUACCAGCCGGUUCAGCAGCAGCACAGGUUGUACAGCAGAAAUUGCUCCAGCAGCAGGUGUUGGCAGCGGCGGCAGCAGCAGCUUCUCCACAGAUACAGGCCUCUGUCAACCAGACAACAGCAGUAUCAACAGUUACAACAGAUGUACAGAAUCAGCAGGCAAAGCUGCAAGUUCGGACACCUACUGUCAGGAUCAAAGCACCCACUAAACCGAGCUGAGAACCAGUUGGAAUAGGUUGAUCGUAGAUGGGGAACAAUAUUAGUUACAUGUGAAUCGUAGUUCUGGUUAUGUGUGGAAUCCUGCUCCACAGACUAAGAAAAGACAAGGCAAACUUUCAUUUACUUCAGGGAAUACUUGUAUUAUCACAAUCCAUUGACUGAAAAUGCAGGCACAUAGAUAUCCGAAAAGAAAUCUGAUAUUUUCAGUAGCUCAUGGCUAGCGCGCUGGUUGUGUGAAUGCAGAUAAUGUACAUUUUUAUUCCCUAAAAAUCAUACAAUACCUGAUUGUUAUCACACGUGUACAUACAGUUUUGGAUUAUGUUUUGCUGGCUGUAGGAGCCUGAAAAUUUUAGGCUGCAAAAUUUAUAUUGUACAUACAUUUUUAAUGUAUGGAUAAAGGCGACUGACACUGUAUUUACAGUAGCACAAAUCAAUAUUGUAUGCAACAGAGCUUGGCAAUUCAUUAUUGCAAGUGUAUUUGUACAUACAUGUAUUUGGAUGAAUUGUGUGCAUGCAUGUGCACUUAUUAGACUACACAGACUUAAUGCAAUCCCAUCCUUUGGUGGUCAGAGAGGAAAAAGCCAUAGCUGGAAUAACAGGUAUCACUUCCGUGGCCUUUGUGGGUGUAAAUGCCAGUGUCAAUAUAAUUAUUAGACACCACCCACCUCUAAUUUUCAUAGGGGGCCAUUAUAAAGGAACUGCUUCAGAAUCAGGUUUAAAAAAAAAAAAGACAAUACAGAGUAUAACUUGGACAUCUUUGCUAUUUUUAUACAAAUAAGAACACUUCUGUGCAACCUUUUUUUUUUUAAAGAAAACUAUAGCGUUCAUCCAAUAUUAAACCUUUUCUGCAAGGGGAACAACUCAUUGGUUUCAGCUAAUGGAAUCUGUGGCAUUUUCCCUUCUUUGAUAUGUGUUAACAGUUUGCGGUUUUAAUUUUUAUUGCACAAUUAAUUGGACAACCGUUUGUUACUAAAAUGUAAUUUAUACCUUUUUUUUUUUUUGCAGUAGCAAAUGUCACCUCUUCCUUAUGUUCUUUUGUACAGUUCAAAUUCUGUUUUAUUAUAAUAAUAUAAUUAAAAAAAAAAAAAAAAGUUACCAUCAUUAUGUUUAUUGCCUAUACACUGGGUGUCAUCAUCAGUAUGUUCUAAUAGGAUUAGAGAAAUUCUCAGUCUGACAACUUUUAUUGGAAUGAAAUUCCCACCAUUAAUCUAGAGCUGAUAGACGUUCUAGUCCAGCAAAAGUUUGACAACCAUUGUGUGUAAUACCGUAGUUUGGAAACUGUGAGCACUGUCCAAGUUGAACAACUCUAACAUUAAAUGCUCUGUUUCAGUUAGAACACUCUUGUACAGUAACAUCUGUUUAAUGUUACAGCCAGGUAUAAGCAGAACUAGUCAAUGUGGUCAAACUUAGAGGGUUAAGCAAAGCUAUUGAUAUAUUUUUGGUAUGUCAUUAGUUCAUAGGUAAGACCAUUCUUUCACCCUUCCAAAGAUCAGAGGUGCAAAAUGUUUACGUGAACAUCCAAUAUUUGAAUUGUAUACCAUUUCAUUUUCCUGUGGCUGGUAUUAUUUUUCCAAGAUAUUUUUAUUUUAAAAUAUGCUAUGUGCCCGUGUGACUUAUUUUCUUUAAAAAAGUGUAUGUUUUACUGUUAGUAGCAUGUUUUCUCCCACAACUAUAGUAUGUGCAUAGUGAGUUUAUAAUUGUAACCAACACUUGG